AUGCAGAGUCUAUUGGGUUUGAUUCGAAGGUAUAUCUGCUACUGACAACAGAAGGUUCCUUCCUCUGACAGAGGGAGAUUCUGUCUAUUUGGAGAAUAUGAGCCUUUGGAAGCAACCCAUUGAGAAUGGAGUGUCGUGGUGAGUCAGGGAAGUUGUGGCUCAGUGGAAUAUGGAAUAUGGCAGGCGUAGGCAAACUCGGCCCUCCAGAUGUUUUGGGACUACAGCUCCCAACAUCCCUGACCACUGGUCCUGUUAGCUAGGGAUGAUGGAAAUUGUAGUCCCAAAACAUCUGGAGGGCUGAGUUUGCCUAUGCCUGGAAUAUGGUAUAUGCCAAACCAUUGGUGGAGGAUCUGUAGCAAGUGACUCAGUGAUGUUUUGUGUUUGGGAGUUUGUGAAAAGCCAAAUGGUAAAACUUAGACGCGUCAUGUCAAAAUGGGCAAAGAUAUAUUGAGAAAUAAUGCAUUCUGACUCUCGUUUUCCCUUGCUGUUUGCAGGCUACUUCUCUUACAUGAUUUCUCUUUGCAUUUUUUAUGUUUCAGAAGUAUAAGAAAGCAGGCAGAAAAGAUGCAAUAAUGUGCAUCGUUGGCCUCACACAACACACUGCUACAUUGCUCCAAAGUUUAUAACUGAUGCCCAAGACACUUUGGUAUAUCUUCAUAGUUGUAUGAUGCAGUAUUCAUUAUGUAAUAUUCAUUUAUUUUUUACAGAAACCUUCUGUAUGUCUAUCCUCAAAGCCUUAACUUUGCCAACCGUCAAGGAUCUGCUCGGAAUAUCACUGUAAAAGUCCAAUUUAUGUUUGGAGAGGAUCCAAGUAACGCAAUGCCGGUAUGGUGUGUGUGUGUGUGUGUGUGUGUGUGUGUGUGUUUGCUUUUGACUUUUGUGCCCUAAUUGUUUUUCAGGUGUUGGAUGCAUGCUACAUGUGGCGUUCUGUAGAUCUAGCCUGAGUAGUCUGCUUUGGACUCAAUGUUGCUUCCUACCCUUUCUGCAGGCCCAGCAAGAAUAGAGCACAGUUCAUAUUAAAUUUAAAUAUUCAUGACAUGUUAUUUUAUGACAUCUUGUGUCCUCCAAUUUAUUUACUAAUUGAAUAAAUUUAUACCCCACUUUUUCAGAAGUCUUCUCUACAAAGUGGCUUCCACAGCAUCUAAGAUUGUUUUACACACAUUAGAAUAUACAAAUAAAAGAUAAGAAUUGGGGGAAAAAAUGCUCCAUGCAUUUCAAAUGAGAAAAGCAGCAUUAAAAUCCAAGGACCGACAGCACAAAAUCCUCAAGAUAAUGUUACCCACUAACAGCUGGUGAAGAAAGAGCUGUCUUCAAAGGUCUUUUAUACAUUGUAAAGGACCCUCAACUGGAAAGUCUCACAAUUGAGUGGCCAUUGCUGAGAAAACUCUUUUCUGGAUAGCCAUAAUCAUGAGCCCCUACACAAGCCUAAUCUAACCUUUCAAACUUCAUGGUGCGUUUGGGCUUGUGCUUAUGUAGUUCUUGCCAUUUCUUUUCUACGAUGCUCAUACAACCAACAUUGCUUAAUGUGCAGCAGAGAAAUGGAAUCGCCUCUCUCAUGAAAUUGUAGCAACCAUCAUUCCAGCCAAAUCACGUCCUGCCCAUUUUCCAUUUGUAAUCAUUGUUUAAACUGACGUGCAUCAUAAUUAUAUAAAAUGUAGUCUUACCAGUAGAGGUUCUGGUGUUCAUUUUGCCUUGGCAAAAUUGACCGACAUUUCACUGAUGUUGGUAAAGGCUCUUGGCUCUUAGCCUAACUUCUAGAACUCAAAAGCAAUGUUAAAUUGUCUUGUUUUAUUUCCUUUUGCAGGUAAUAUUUGGAAAAUCCAGCUGUGCUGAAUUUUCAAAAGAAGCAUAUACAGCUGUUGUGUAUCAUAACAGGUAAAAUGCAAAAGACGUCACGUGACACUAUGUGCACAAUGCAGUUACAAUUGGAAGCAAGACAGUAGUGGUUAUAACAGUGUACCAAUAGCUAGGUGCAUGGUGCUUUUGAUUAUAAGUAUAAAGCAAAACAGUGACAAAGGCCUUGAUGUUUCUGCAGUCCUCUUGGUCUGUGGACAAUGUAAUGUGGGAUAUAUGCCAUUUUUUGAUAAUGGUUUUAUCACUAUGUGUAUUGAUCCUGUGAUUGGCAGCUGGUACAAAACAUGGCAUUUAGACUUCUUUAAGAAUCCUAUGGGGAGCAUGGCAUGUCAAGUACAUGAACACUGCAGCAGCCUUUAUGUACGAUUUUUUUCUCAGGUGCUCUCCGUUUCAUGAAACCAACCACCACCAUGGCACUAAUGCUUUCACUGUGUUGUUUGUAAGCAUACGCUAUGACUAAAUACAGAAAAGCUACCCAUUAGGAUGAUGUAUAUGUAUAAACUUUUAAAAUAUGAGUAUUGUGCUAUCAUGCACAAUAUAUUUUGGAUGAAGAAUCUGACAUUUUUGUUUCAUUGAAAUUUACGCUUUGGAAUGCCAAAUUCUAAAAGUCCUGGCAACAGAUAACCUUGCAAUAUGGUCUGUCUUGCAAAAGGCACUGAGCUUUCUUGUUUGUUUAUUUAUUGAAUCAGAUAUUCAGUACAUCUAAAAAUUAAAUCCUGCAAUUGGUGGACAUUCCAUUCAUAAAUGGAACUUGACCCAAUGCUCAGUUUAUUUGGGUUAAAGUUUAUUUAGUUUGUGAGGAAUUUUUUCCCCUUAUAAUUAUGUCCAGAAUUUUUGUCGUCCUCUUCAAGCUAUUAAUAGUGGAAUAUAUUGGAUGGAGCCCAAUGAAGGGUAAAAGUGGUUUAGGACUGAGGCCAAAAUGCCCAAAUCCUAUUAAGGUUUAAAGUGUCCAAAUCUCAUUUAUAUGUUAUUUGGCUUUUUCAGGGAUUUGUCAUUCUUUUGACUUUUAAAUCACAUGCAGCUUGAUCCUGGUGGCAUGCCAAGUAUUCUAGCAAAACACUUAGAAAAAGGGUCAAUAAAUUUUGGCUGGUUUAGGUAGCCAGGGUUGAGCAGUCAGCAAAAAUUGGAGGCUCCCAGGACCCUGUCCCUACCCACUGGGAGCAGGGGAGGGCUUCAAAGGUACUCAUCUGCACAAUGUGAGACUGGGUUCAUCUAUUUUGUACUGCAUUUCUGAACACUUACACUGUCUCCAAAGUGCUGUUCAUCACAUACAAGGUCCAGCUCUCUUCCUUGAGCUAGUAGCUGAUGCUGUUGGAGAGCAGGGCAAGGAAUUUUCCAGAGUGCUGUGAUAUGUUUUGAAGGUGCUCAAAGCACUUCUGAUGUUACCUGAGUCAUGAGUACAUUUAUCUUACUGUAAUGCAGUGUUUUUUGGUUUUUUUAAGUACUGUAGUGGUUUACCGUUUCUCAAGCUUGCCUCCCUGUCUGUAACUUGCUAAGAGAGAACAAACAGGCCAUUAAAUAUUUAAAGAAUAGCAUUCCUAUAUCAUUAAACCAAGAUUUGAUCAUGCAAAUUUGCCUCUUAUAUUAGAAAUGCUAAAUUCACCUGAAGGUCUUAUAGAAUUUGGUUUUCUGGAGUUAGGGAACUAAGUGGGAAUUAUUAAUUCUUCUUUUUUUCUUUAUGCUUCUCACACCAUAAGAUUCUAUUUAAAUGCAGAAGAGCAGCCGGCAGUUAAGCAUGGCUGUAUUCUAGGCUUCGAAAGCUUUAUACUUACAGAUGAAUUUUUUUAUCUUAAAACAGAUCUCCUGAUUUUCACGAAGAAAUCAAGAUUAAACUCCCUGCUACUUUAACUGACCACCACCACCUGCUUUUCACUUUUUAUCAUGUCAGUUGCCAACAAAAACAAAAUACUCCUCUGGAGACGCCUGUUGGAUACACGGUAAAAGCACACAGAGAAACAAACCAUUUAUCCCACAAAUCCUCUCUCUCCCUUUUACGCCCCACUCCUUUCAUUUUUCAUCUGGGAGCAGGAAGGGAGGAGGAGAGCCACAGAAUUUUUUUUAUUUCGUUUGGUUCAGGUUAUUUCUGUAUUCUAGUAAUUUCUGACUCUUUGAUGUCACUGAGAGCUCAGCGUCGUGUGACUAGGUUGAAAGUGACCACCCACCGUGGUACUCAGAAUUGGGAACAAGAACAGAGACAAGCUGGCAGUGGACAGAAAGAUAUAUUCUUGUGGAUUGCAAAUAAUACAAUUUGGGUUUAUUCUGAGUUUCGUUCUAUAAAAAUGAACCUUUGUGUUCCCACUUUAGUUUGAAGCGUUUCUUUCAUGCUUUCCAUUUUCUAGUCUUAUAUUUCCUUCCGCCUCUUCCUUUUAGAGCAACGGUAGGGAACCUGUUUCAAACCAAGGGCCACGUUACCUCAUGGACAGCCUUCUGGGGGGCACAUGCAUGGGGCAGGUGGGGCCAGGGCCAAAUGUUUCUGGAGCAACAGAUGUUUCUUGCCUUUGUCCAGUAGACUCCAUUCCAGCCCAGCAAAAAUCAGAGCACCAUACAGGCAUUACCACCGUUCAGAGACUAAUAUAAGCAAGGCAAAGGCACUUAAGAAGGAUGCAGGGCAGGGCCAGUGAGGGGCACUGUCUGGGGAAAGGGGACAUGGCCUGGCGAGAACCUGGGGGCCUCUGGGAUUGUGGCCUGCGACCCUGUUUUGGAGUAAGAAUUGGAGCAUAUACCACUCAACACAAAGUCCAUGCACUCUUGAACCCAAAUCCUUGUGAUUCUGAUAGUGUGUUGUUCUUAUCCUGUACCUUCAGAUAAGUUUUAUUAUUAUUAUGUUGGAUGAAUUGGACAUACCCUGUGUACAAAUGAGAUAUUUUGCCUUCUUUCCCCCGUUAACAGUGGAUACCAAUGCUUCAGAAUGGACGGUUGAAAACCGGUCAGUUCCUUCUCCCUGUUUCCCUAGAGAAACCACCUCAGGCGUACUCUGUGCUCUCUCCAGAGGUCAGUAGUUCCUUCUGCUAAUGAUAAUUGAAGCAGUAGGCAUCUGAAAUAUUCUGAUCCCUUUCUUAGACAGCAAGCUUUAAAAGAUGUUCAUAUCUUCCAUGUCUAAUAUUGAAUGGAGUGCCUGCUUUUGCUAGACCUAUCUGUAAUCGAUAUUUCUGCUUUGUCAUUGUAAUCAGACUCCUGAAUGCUUUUAUUAUUUGCUUCCUCCCCACCCUCAGGUGCCCCUGCCUGGAAUGAAGUGGGUAGAUAACCAUAAGGGAGUUUUUAAUGUAGAAAUAGUUGCUGUGUCAUCUAUUCAUACACAGGUAUGUAUUCAUAGCAGUCCCUACAAGAGAAAGGCUUGAAUCCAAUCUAGAUAUAAUUUCUCCUAUCUCUCUCACUCACAGAGAAAUGUAUUUUUUGUUUAGACAAAAUAUAUAAUUCGCUUUUGAAGUAACAUGGCUUAGUAUAUUUUGUUGGGACUUUUGUCUAUGCAGGACCCUUUCCUUGACAAGUUCUUUGCCCUUGUUCAUGCCCUGGAUGAACACAUGUUCCCUGUGCGGAUAGGCGACAUGAGAAUUAUGGAAAACAACUUGGAGAACGAACUGAAGAGCAGUAUUUCGGCACUGAAUUCCUCUCAGCUGGAGCCUGUGGUGCGAUUUCUCCAUCUCUUGCUUGACAAGCUGAUCCUCUUGGUUGUACGACCUCCUAUCAUUGCUGGCCAAAUAGGUAUUUUAUUUAUGCUUGGGUUUUUGAAAACAUGAUAGACCUUGGAGCGAACCCUCCCUACUGCAUUAAUUCAUCCACACUUUAAACUGCCAUAAUUACAUGUUGACGUUUUGUUCUUCAUGGACAUGUUCAAGGAUGUUUUCAUUGUUCACCUGUAACAUUUGGGGCUAUCACUGAUUGGAAGUCUCGAUGAAUGGAAUUAGGAGAUGUUUGGAGUUCACCAUGUGUGUGUUUCUGUGUUACUCUCAGUAGAGUACGCCAGAGCUGGCUUGACGUUCAGUGCCUUCUCCUUUGUACUGUAGUGCGGAUAAUUGAAAUUACUAUGAAGUCAUCCCAGGGACAACAAUAUAUUAUAUUUGGCCAGUUAUGAUACAUGUAACACUUCCCCAUCCAUCACAAUACCUUUUCAUAUGUAUCCCUUAUGUAUACUUGUUAGCUAUGGUAGAGGAUUGAAAUGGAAGGGAGCUAAACAUUUUGACUGCGACUUCCAGUUGGUGUCCUUUGAUCAGUGGGGGUGUCCAUUAAUGGACGAGGAGGAGAGGCAAUUUCUUUCCUUUUGCCACUCCUAACACCUUAAAAAAAAUCAGCUUCAGGCAGUUGAGAGAUCUUCCAGAACAGGGUGGAAGGUGGAAUGGGGGGAAGUGUAGGGGAAGGAAGAAGUGACAGAAAUUAUCUCUCUUCCUAUUCCGUUAGCAGACACCUCUGCUGCAUCUAAAACCUUUUUGUGACCACAGUGCACCAAUUUGGAUUCUACUCUUUCUGGUUAGCAUGCUGCCUGAACCAUUUCUUACCCAAUUCCUUGUUGGAACUUAUAAUUUAUGCUAUAUAAACUAUUCAGCAUCCUAGAAAGUCUUAAUAAAUCAAGUGCUUGCUCUCCCCGCUAAGGGUUAAAUUUCAUAAUACUUAAGCUACUCUGGAAAUGUUUUUCAUGAGAAAUGAAUGUGGGCUUAGCUUAAAAAAAAAAGCUGUUGUGAUAGUGAGGUUACCUAUAUUGAUAAAUGCUGAACUGCUUGAUUUAUUUAUUUUUAGUAAAUCUGGGUCAAGCGUCUUUUGAAGCCAUGGCCUCUAUUGUAAACAGACUCCACAAAAACCUCGAAGGAAACCAAGACCAGCAUGGCAGAAACAACCUCCUCACCUCAUAUAUUUAUUACGUUUUUCGCUUGCCAAACACCUCUCCCAAUUCACCAUCUUCAGGUGGGUUCUCUUUUUGGGGGGUAAAGGUUGGAACUGAGGGGCAUGCUUCUCCAGGUGUUAGUCGUCUUGGGGUUUGUCAGAGGCUGAGCCUAGUUUUAGCAAGAGAACAUGUGAGUUAGUUGACAAAAAGCACAGUGCACACAACCAUCGCUUGGAUGCACCAGAGUCCCUAAUGCUUCCCAGUUUCCACCUCCACACGGUUGCUCCCCAUCUCCUGUCCACCCAUGCUGAGUGGUCCCACAACCUCAAGGAACAUAUUUCUAGGGGAUACAAGCAGCUUCAGCUGGAGUGGGUGGUGUCAGAAGAUCUCCCUUCCCUUGUGGUUUGUUGAAUCAAGGCUCAUCUGUUCAGGCUCUUUUCCUCACCACUGAGUAAGUGCAGGCAUCUUGAUGAAGGCACUGCAUGAAUUCCAGACCAGCUGGGGCUUCCAGUGCCUCCUUUGAAAGCUUCAAAGGCAAUCAUUUUCAGAGACCGAUGGGAAGUGAAGGCAACACAAAGGAUGACUUGAACCCAAGGGACCUGCCAACAGCGCCAUUGAGGACGCUGUGGAAGUGACUGGUACUUGAAGUGGAACUAGUGUUGGUUUGGUAUACGUUAUUCCGCCUCAUGCCUCCUUGUUGAGUUAUACUGUGCUUCAUUGUUUAGGUUCAGGUGGCUUGGGAGGAUCAGUCCAUUACGCCACCAUGGCUCGUUCUGCUGUCAGACCAGCAAGCCUAAACUUGAAUCGCUCCAGGAGCCUUAGCAACAGCAACCCAGAUAUCUCUGGCACUCCAACCUCGCCCGAUGAUGAAGUCCGAUCAAUCAUCGGGAGUAAGGUAGGAUUGCACUUAGCUGAGGGUGAUAGCCCAAUAUUUUUAAUUCCUAAACCCUAUUCAGGUAGUUAAUCUCUUACAUUUUCAAACCCCACUGAGGUCCAGGCAGUGUUAUCUGCCCUAAAUUGGAUGCAGCUUGUACUUUAAAAUGUGCCGCGAUGUUCUUGCUUGUUCAGGAAGGCAGCGCUCAAAGGGUGUUUGCAGUCGUUAGCAGGUUACUUUUCAAGGUGCUCUACCUGUACAAGGACAAAGGCAACGAAAGAGCAGACUCUUUUAUUGUGAAGUUCUGACCUUUACUUUUUCCUUUCGGUCCAAAUUAUUUUAUGAGCCACUUUAAAAGCGUUUUACACCCAGUUACAUGAAAAAUCAAUCGAAGGCACUUUAUUUUUUUAAGUCAUCGCCCCGUUUGUAUAAAAGGGCAAGAUGGAAAUGGAAGCACCAAGGAAUUUAAUAAUUUUUGAAUGAUUAAAAAAAACCAUUUCACCCCAAAAAGUGACACGUGUUGUUCUUAUUAAACAUUAAAGGCUUUGACUGGGAGAGCUCAGAAUAUUUAAGUAUCCAUUUGAUGGUCUUGCUAAUUAAACCACCUUGACCUUUUUGUGAAAUGCCUGAGGGAGUGAUGUGCACAUGGAAUUUACCUUGGAUAUGAUAAGUUUUAUGUGAGCUGCCUGGCCUUGAGUAAUUUGGCAAUAAAAAUGGAUAGAAGCUUUCUUACAGAAACAUAUUCUGCUUUUUAAUAAGCUGGAAGGAGUAAUGCGACAGCCUGGCAGAGAUAUUGUAAAACUCUGGGCACAUCAAAAUCAGUGGAAACCCUCAAUUUUGCUUUGGAAGUGUCAUGAUUUCUUUCCCCGACCAAAAUCUGAUUUGGGGCUUUUUGCUAUGAUUCUGAAAUCCUGUUUUGCUUUAGAAAAAAAUAUAGAUUGGGUCCAAAUUAUGGAUUGGAUUAUUUCAGUUCCUGCCCUGCACCCAGGGGGUGAGGGAGUGUGAGGUGGGAGCUGGGGGAGUGGAAGGAGGAAUACAAUACAAGGACAUGAUUGGCACUCAGACUGGCCAAUGGAUUUUUAAAAGGCAGGUGGAACACCAACCAACCACAAACUGCAUCUUACAGAAAUUUUGAUUGCAGGACUGUUCUUGCCCCAGCUGUUGAACUUUAUUUACUGCGAGUUUCUAAACUCCUAAGAGUGUUUUCAUAUUGCUUCAUGGUUUAUAAAUUUUGACUCUGAGACCUGGAUUGUUUAUUCAUUAUUUAUCUGCCAAUGUUUGGUUCAGGGACCUUUGGUCCAAGUAUAAAAUGCCAACAGGAUGGCUAUAGCAAUUUACAGGGGACUAGAAAACUUUUGAAACAGCAAUUUGGGUGCAUCUGUGUGCAGAUAUCGAUUUUUGUGUGCCCAGAAAUGUAUGUGGACAGGUUUCAUUACUCUGAGCUGGUGAAGAGAAGCCUGAUGAGGCUACUUUCUUUGAAGUAAUAAGAUAAAAUCCUUGUUAUACCAACCGCUCAAUAGUCUCAGUGGAGAGGUUAUGUUAAGUAAUAUGUUUGAACAUUGAAUAUGUAAGUUUAUGUUUAAAGUCAAUGGCUAGAACAAACACCAUUAGAUGUACUAAAUGUUUAAUGGUUCUUGUAUUUGUUUAAAAAUUCACAAAAAUGGUUUCUUUAAGAUGUAAUCAAUGACCCAAAUUCAGGCAAAAUUAGCUGCUCCUAAAUCUCACUGAAAUUUAUAAGACAAGUUUAACUGCAACUCAUUUAUAAGUUCCACUCAUUUCAGUGUGACUGACUUUAUUUGGAUCUGGGCCUAUAGUUACAGCAUCAUACACAUAUUUAUGAGUGCUUUUCUUAUAUAUUUUUUAAAAUCAAUAAAAAAAAUAGGGAAAUUUGAUAAGAUGCCCUUUAUUGAAGACAUCCAUCUUUUUAGCAUGUGAGCGCGUGUGUGAUGGGGAAAUGAGAGAAAUAACCCUUUGGACUAAAACGUAGGUAGUUUUAACAGUACUAAUUGUAUGGAAUACACUCUGGGUUUCUUUGAAGGAAUUGAUUUUCUCUGCGUUUUCCUGUACUGUGUGGCAUGCAACAUGUAACAUUUCUUUCCUUUCCCUGCUGCUUUCUGUUAUAUGCCCAGGGCUUAGACCGCUCCAAUUCCUGGGUAAACACUGGUGCUCCAAAAGCUGCCCCAUGGGGAUCCAACCCCAGUCCAAGUGCAGAGACUACACAGGUGGUGUCUACAUUAGAGCUUUCUUCUUGCCUUGGCUACUAUUACCUUAUAGAACAUCUUAUCCUCCCGAGUUUACACUGUGGUCUCCUUGACUUGCCUUUAUCUAUUUUGAAGAGUUCCAUGUCCUCAUUCCCCACCCCCAGCACCACCACACUGCAUGAAAAACCACCCACUUGCCACCACUGUUUGUCCUCGCUUUGUGUUUCAGUUGUUUCUGGGUUUGUGAAAUGAUGAUGCUAUAUAAUUUAAUUUCCUUUCCCCCUUUCUUUAUAAUCUACCACUACAAAAAUUCUGAAUUGUUAGGUGACACAUAUUCCUAAUGGAAACAUGUACUAAGAAUCCCCUCCCCCAAAUAUAAGUUGUUGUUGUUGUUUUGGUAACAUGCCACUUUUCAUUUUCACCAUUUUCAUAAUGCAUUUUUUUUCCUCAUCCACCCCUCCUCCUUUUGUCAUGUGAAUAGGUGACUGCAAUUAAAACGGCAUUGUUGUGUAUGUUAGAUCUUAAUCUCAGCUAAUAACAUUUGGAUACAGUGGGGAGGGUGUCAUAAGAGAUACCUUUGUUGCAAAGUAUGAAAUAUUUGGAGUCUUGACACUGUAACCUUAUAGGUCUUGACACUAUAACCUUAGCUGCUUGCUUCUUAACACUGCAUGAUUAUUGAUUUAUUGGAUAUUUGUACCAACAAAGGAAUGGGUUGAAGUCAGUUGAACAUACCUCUCAGCUUUAUCUACAAAAGCAAAACAACAUCUUUUCAACCCCAAACAAAUCUGAUAGAAUUGAACAUCAUUCUAGCCAAAAAGCCGUCAAAAUUAAAACCAGAUUUAAGAAUCAAAAAAGUCACAUUUAGUGCAUUGGUAUUGGAUUAUACUUUGGAGGUAAGAACCCUGCAUUUGUUUAAGCUGGAAGGAAUGGCGCUGAUAUCUUAAAGUACACUGUUUUCUUAAUAUAUACGUCAAGAGAAUAUAAUGCUGCUACACACCAGUUUCAUGCUUUGCAACAAUACAUAUCUUUAUGCAAAAACUUUGCACUUGAUUUUAAAGAAGCCUGAGCCCUAAACCCUGCAGAUGUUUUGCUAAACAAAUUGCAUUUGAGACUUUGUAAGCUAUGGCUUAUGAAGUCAGGGUCAAGCUCCCCUUCUCUCCCCUCUCCUCCUCAUGCCGCACAACAGCUUUGGUGUAAAGAUCCUGGUUUUUGUAUCAAAACCGAGGAACUCUGUCUUAAUGUCGGUUAACAAACAAGGAAAAUAAGCCGGGAUUAGAUCACAUCCUGACUUAGUUCCUGAUUUGUUAAUGAACAUUAAGCCAGAAUUCCACAGCGUGGGUGUUCAUUCAGUGGUUUCCAUGCCCAAAUUGGAUGGAGGUGGAAGGGAAGGAUGCUUGGCCCCUGCACUCAUUCCCAGCUUCAUACAUCUUGUCUUAUGAUUCCUCAAAUGAUUGUCCGGACUGGGCCUUUAUUUGACGAGAUGCACAAAAGAAUUUGAUACCUGGAUGUUUCUGUUUACUUUGUUGAUGUUCGUAGCCCCCAAACUGCAAAUGUCACCUGCAACCAACUUUAAUGUGCUGUCAUCAUUCAUUCAUUUCCCACUCUGUAGGCCGCAGACCGAAGUUGUAAUCGUAUGUCUUCGCACACAGAGACGUCAAGUUUCUUACAAACAUUAACAGGACGGUUGCCAACUAAAAAGGUAGAUUUUAGUGAAGACAAUUUAAACAUUGUAUGGAAGGCAGGGAAGUUUUAAGUCAUUAUAAACCAUUAAAGCCAUCACACUUUAGUGGGUUCCCUGCCUUUGUGUCUUGAUUUUGAGAGUGCUGAGUCAGCUUAGAGCCAAGGUUGCUCAGUUAAAAACCAGGGCUUUAGGCUGUCAUAAAACGUUUCAGAAGAUUCACUUAUGGUUUCAAAAGAGUUCCCCUCUCCAAUUUUAAACAAUUCUCUCAAGAAUAGUACAAAGAUUUAAGCAGAUGCGCAAGAAAUGUGGGCUCUGCAGUGGCUCCCACUGGCCAUUUUCUGUCUUGGUUUUUCACAAGUUUUGGAGUGAAAGAUGAGAGCUAGAAAAAACUCCUGCCAUCUUUUCCAUCAUCCUUCCCAUUCAUUCUUUACUUCUUCUAAGGGAGGGGAAGAGAAAAUAGCUAAACUUUUAUCCUGCUAGGAACCUCCCCAAGCAGGUCUUUUCCACCUACCGCAACGGAAGGUAGGGGAGGAACAAACAGGAGCUCCUUCCUGUCAAGUACCCUCCAGGGAUGAACUGUUUCCCUCCUCUGCCUCCUAUCUUAUUCCAGGAGGCUGUUUGUGCUUCAGAACUGUAUCUUACAUUUAGCUUCAGCAGCACUCUACCCACGUGCCAAAGCAUAAAUUGCAUUUUUAACAUCGCUGAGGGAAGUGUUGUUCUAAUGUUGCAGGGGCCUCAUGGUUCCAUAGAAUAACAGAAUUGUAGAAUUGGAAGGGGACCCUGAGGGUCAUCUAGUCCAACUCCCUGCAAUGCAGGAAUCUCAACUAAAUCAUACAUGUCAAAUGGCCAGCCAACCUCUGCUUAAAGACCUCUCCUCUUCUGUCUUAUGCCCCUCUGGUAAGAUCAAAAUGAGAGAGAGGAGCAUGUUGUCAGAAGCAGCUGUGAUAGCAUGAUUAUGUUCACUCUAGCAGUGUCCCUCUCACCUCCCCCAGGCUUAGGAAUGAACUACUUCCUUAUGAAAGCCUGAUUUUUAAAAAUGAAACAAAACAACAAAACAUCCCUACAUAAUUAGCUGUCAAUUAUGCCCCUUUGUGGUGCCAAGAUAAGAAAAACAAGAGGGAAGGCAACAAUUCACGAACCAGAAGAGAGAAGCUCAUGAUGAUUUAUUUAGCCUAAUGCCUUAUGUUUAUAAUCUUUGCCAGAAUCACAGAGCAAAUUAUAAUUUGCUUUGAUAAAGUAUCAUCCUGUGUACCUUAGAGGUUCUCUUUUUCUUGAUUCUGUUAAGAAAAGGCUAGGCAAAGUGUUUAAAACUAAAGCAAGCAUUUUGAGGGAAAGAGAGUGAUAUUUUUUUUAAAAAAAUCCCACUGAUAAUAAAAUUCUAGACCAAGGUGAUGUGAAAUAUUUCUCACACACAGUACACACUGUGGUCUGAUGUUGUUCCCCAAGUAUUUCAUCAAAGUACAUUUACCAUUGCUGUUCCCUUCACACUCAUUGUUUUGCUUACUCUCAUCCUUCACUGUGACUGUGUUCGGACAUAAAUGCUUAACCAUGAUUUAGCUUUAUGAGAAUGAGCUUGGCCUCCCCCUGGACUCGCCACUUCUCCACUUUUUAGAUUAAGUACAGUUUAAUACGUCAUUCAAACCUUAAACUGGUUAAUCUUAACUAUGGUUAGGGAAAAGAAGCCAACUUCAUAUUUGUUUCUCUCAACCAUAGUUAAGACUUAACCACAGUUCAUCCAUGUUUGAAUGACACAACAAGCUUUGCUUAAUUAUAAUAAUAAAAAAAAGAAUCAAAAGCUUCCAGAUUCCUCUGUAUCUCUGCAUUGGGGAAGGAGAGAGGGAUCAUAUGAGCUAAGGGAAGCUAGACUUGUUCCUUUAAGUCUAAUAAUGCUUUAGUAUUAUGUCCACACCAACCCUGUGUGUCCAUUGUUACUGUUGUGGUCUUUUUUAAUGGAUUGUGUGUUUGAAAAUUAUCAUGCAACUGAUACCGAAUGUGAAUUUGAAUCUGGCUAGCUUUUUCAUGAAGAACUGGCCUUACAGUGGGUUGUCUGCAGUGGGAGUGUACGUGAGGCAGCUCUCCAGCAAGCGUGGUUCUUCUUCGAACUUAUGGUAAGAGAACAAGGAAAUCUUCUUCAUUUUCUCUCUCUUCUGUUUCACCUUAAUUCCACUGAUUUCUCAGGUGCUUGUGCUAGUGCAACGCUUGAAAUGCCCUUGAAUAAUUCCGCUAGGUAGUGUGAAUUAGAGAUGAGACAGGACCUUGGAGGGGAGGGUGGCAGAUGGCUUCUCAAAAACAGUUUUGCAGAGUCCCCUCAGUGAUGAGAAGGGGCUCAGAAGAGUGUAGAGAACUGUUUGUGGGGGCAUCCCCAUUGCGAAGGCAGCUGUGAGAAUGCUCCAUGACUUGGCCUUCUGUGCUGCAGCCAUUUUGUUCCAGGUGCUGUGGGUGACGAUGGUCAGCAUGGUUGGGUGCUGCCAAGGACUACAUUCCAGGAGGGGGCCUAUUGCCCAGCCCCUGUUAUUUACUAUCUGUUUAUGUUCACUUGUUUUCCCCCAAGUGGGCAUGAGCCUUCAUCUUCCUUCUGGCCAGUGGUUCAGAUUGGGCCCAGAGUGAGAGGAGGAGUGAAUGGGGAGCAGUGAUGGUGGUGGUGAGAAGCGAGACCACUCUGGAAGGAGAUACCACUGAAAGCCUCUUAUUCAAGAGCCCCACAAAAUUUGGAUCCAGCAACGGUUUCAUUGCUCACUCUUGCAUUGUGGCAAAGCAGGGAACAGGUCUUCUAUUUGGCUCUGUGGGGCUUUGACUUCACCGUGUAGGAAGCUUGUCCUAUACUGAGUCAGACCUUUGGUCUAUCUAGCUCAGUAUUUCAUACACUGACUGGCAGCAGUUCUCCAGGAAUCCAGACUGGGUACAUACCAAGCCCUACCUGGGGAUUGAACCUGGGACCUUCUGCAUGCAAAUCAGAUGCUGUACCAUUGAGCUAUGGCCCUACUUACUGUGUAAUUUUAAGAAGAAAUAAAAAGGGAAAGCAUAGCUCAGAAGAAGCAGCAGCAGCUUGGGCUGGGAGCAGGCACACACACACACACACAAGAAAUUUGAGAGGACAGGAUGUAUUUUGCCCCACUUGAAACACCAGGAAAUGUUUAGAGGUGAAAAUUCUGCCCCUCACCAAACAGGAUGGAUCUGUAGCUAUUGCUGUGACUGGUUUGUGUUAAAGAAAGGCAUCAAAUCACAGUGCUAUCUAUCCAUGGCUGAUUUUUUCCUCCCCACCCUCUCCCCUUACAACUGACUGCAACUUAUAAUAUAUGUUCCCUCCAGGUAAAAAGUAUGGUGCAUCAUUUGUAUUUUGCUGACAAACUCGAUGCUCCAAGGAAGAAUCGUUUUCCGGAGCGCUUCAUGGAUGACAUAGCUGCUCUGGUCAGCACAAUUGCCAGUGAUAUAGUCUCCCGGUUUCAGAAGGUAAUGGAAGAAGUUCAGCUGUGCUCUUGUCAAAAUUUUAACCGCUGAUUCUGAACGAUAACUUCCAGAUGACGCAAGACAGAUUCUUGGAUGAGGGCCUUAGCAUGAAGCCUCAGUGUUUAUCUCUGUUCCUUUCCUUUCAUUCCCUUCUGCCCCACCCCAAUGUAGGAUGCUGAAAUGAUUGAAAGGCUCAACACUAGCUUAGCCUUCUUCCUAAACGAUCUACUCACUGUUAUGGACAGAGGAUUUGUCUUCAGCCUUACUAAGGUGUACUACAAACAGGUAAAGUCUCCGGAUAAAAAGAGGUAGGGAUGGGUUGGCAUGAGGUGAAAGCAGAGAAUCUUUGGAAACUGCAGCAGGGAAGGGGAAAGGAGGAGAGUAGGAGGAGAAGGAAAGUUCAUCUCUGGAGCAGAAUUCGUAAGAGCAGAUGACUGGUGGAGUGACAGAAGCUUCACUUUCAGUUGUCAAUUUGAAGCUGGUUCCAUGGCAUUUUCAGGGGAGGCCAGGGCACUCAGCCAGUUUGCCAUCUGAUGGGAGGGCAUUCUACAGAGUGGGUGGUGCGACUACCAAAAUGCCUUCUGUCUGGUUCCCUGUAGCUUCACUUCUCUCAGUGAAGGAACCACCAAAAGGCCCUUGGAGCUGGACCUCAGUGUCCGGGCUGAACGAUGCAGGUGGAGAUGCUCCUUCAGGUAUACAGGGCUGAAACCGUGUAGGGCUUUAAAGGUCAGCACCAACACUUUGAAUUGUGCUCGGAAAUGUACUGGGAGCCAAUGUAGGUCUUUUAGGACAUGUUAUGUGGUCCUGGCAGCUGCUGCCAGUCAUCAGUCUAGCAGCCGCAUGCAGGAUUAAUUGUAGCCGUAAUUUCCGUGCGGAAGUGGCUUCUGGUGGCCUGUAACUCUUUAACUGUGCUUUCCCCGUCUUUACAAGGUGUCAUCCAAGCUUUAUUCCUUACCCAACCCGAGCACCCUUGUGUCCUUGAGGUUGGAUUUCCUCCGCAUCGUCUGCAGCCAUGAACACUACGUUACUCUGAAUUUACCAUGCAGCCUGUUGACACCCCCGGCCUCCCCAUCACCUUCCGUGUCUUCCGCAACAUCUCAGGUGAGCAGGGUGCCUAGAAAAGACAUUUCUUGCCUUGUGGGAAGAACAACCCAGUGUGUGGUGGCAGCACUUGUAGAAUGAAGUACCUUUUCCAAGUACUGUUCUGCUUUGAAUGUAGGUUGUCCUUUGGUGCUCAUAUGUGUAAUCAGCAUCCAGACUCACUGAGGAAAGUGCUUUAAAUUAUAUGGGUGCUGGACAACCAGGAGAACAGAGAGUCUCCUGGGGAAAGGAAAACACCAUUUUUGCACAUAGCACCUCUGUCUUUACUGGAUAAAGCCAGCCAGGUUGACUGGCAGAGGACUAGAUGGUACAGCACUCACCAAGCAUCCUAAGGUCAGUGUCCACCACGAUAAUUAAGAGCCAGUCACCUUUUUCCACUUGUGGUAGUCAUGUCCCGUUGUGAUCAACUAUUGGGUAAGAAGAAGAAGACAGAUUUAUUCUUAUUGCACUUAAAAACUAUAUAUAUAUAUAUAUUCAGAAAAUAGAGGUAAUUUGUCUCAUGUGGUUGUUGCAGCAUGCAUACUCUAUGCAAAAUGCUGUAGAGCUUAGAUAAUUCCAAUUUUUGAAAGACUGUGAACCCCGUGCAAUUCAUGACCAAGCUUACCUGUUGCAUACGAAUUAAAUAAGGUGAACGGAAAGCAAAUCUAUAUUGCACAUUUUAAUACCACACAUUAUUGGAACAGUAAAAUGUAACUCACAACAGGUAUACUAUAUGUACUGAAGAUAAUUUAAGCUAUUUGUAAUUGUGUAUACUGCUUGUAUAUUUCAUGCUCCUUGACUUUGUAUUUAAGUUGUUAGGAGGAGGAGGAGUAUGGAAAAAACUUUAUCCUAGGGAUGUGAUUCUAUAUUCAGAGGUGUAGCUCAUGAAUUGGGAAACUUCUGGCUUCACUUACUGGAAAUACAGAAAAAUAGAGAGCAGUGUUUGUGAGAGCAGAGUGUGUGUGGAGUCUUUCAGAGUUCUGUAAAUAAAAGUCUUAAGUAUGUUAUACAAUACUCUUGUUUCCGGUUGCUCCAGCCACAUUUAUAGGAUUACCAAAUGGUCUGUUCGUAAAAUGUAACCUGUCCGGAGGACAAUGCAGUCGACACAUUGCAGUCUGAAGUACAUACAAUAAAACUUAACAAAGGUUGGUGUUUGUUUCCAUAACAGAGUUCUGGUUUCUCGACGAAUGUCCAGGACCAGAAGAUUGCAAAUAUGUUUGAACUGUCCGUGCCUUUCCGCCAGCAGCACUACUUGUCAGGCCUGGUGCUUACUGAGCUGACUGUCAUUUUGGAUCCUGAUGCAGAAGGGUGAGUUUUACAAUUAUUCUGGGCAGGAUGGAAUAAUUCAAAGGAGAUCUAAUGUUUCACAAGCAGGGCUGCGUUCAAAUGUGAUAUUAGAGGGGAAAGAAAGGAAACAGGUACUUCCUCAAGUCCCAGCCACUCUCAAGCUCAGCACCUCUGCUUUGAUUGCUAUCCAAAGAUCUUUCCUACCAGAGCAACCUUUUUAUAUCAGUAUUAUGAGGCAGCCAUGUAUAUACAGGGUGAGAGCGUGGGCUUCUCCAUAAACAUAGUCACUUUCAUGCUGUUUCAUCUACCACAAGAUUGAAUUCAGUGCUAGUUCUACUGAGCAUAGACCCACUGAAGCUGAUGGGCAUGGCUAAUUUAGGUUUAUUAAUUUCAGCAGGUUACAACCCAUAGAGUCAAUGAGAACCCUAUUGAUGCAUGGAGCUCUGGAUCACAGCCAAAAUGUGGUAGUAUUAAGAUUUGAUUGCCAUAGACCUGGACACUAAUUGCCAUAGACCUGGACACCGUUUCCGUUAACCCCAGCUACACAGGGGUGUGGUCCCUGCCCUCAAAUCUGCCAGCAGAUUUGCAACUCUGUAAUUGGCUUACAUUUAUGUUAUAGAUAACCCCAUCUGGCAAAUAGGAGGUCUGUGUUUUUAACGUGGUUUCCGAUUCCCCAGGCAGCCUGUUGUAGUGCCUUUUAAUAAAAGCACCUCUUUGCAUGUGUGUAGUCUCUAGCACGUGGAUAUUUAGGUUGCAAGCCACACUUCCGGAUAAAAACAAGUUGUGGUGGCCACCAGGGACUCAGGAUGCAGCAACUAAGGCAAAGAUGCAGAAGUCUGAUAAGAAAUUUACAAAAUGGAGCAAAGAGGCAGGAAGUGUUAAGGGAGCCAUAGCAACCAAGUAUAACCAGCAGGAGAAAAAGAAAAAAAGGAACAGUAGGAGCAUUGAUAAGCAGCCCCUGCUCCCAUUGACUGGGCUUUGGGGGAACCACCACUGGUUGUCCUCCUGCUUAUUGACCCAUUACUUUCACUAUGGCGGUUGACUGAAAAGCAUUUGCUCCAUUGAUCUGUGUGGAGACAGGAGAGAAGCACCUGUAAAACUGGUUCACACCUUCAGCUGCUGCAAAGGUGGUGGGAGCUAAAUACACGUUUGAGGGCCACUAGGCUAAUGUUAAAGGGUUUGCAUAUCAACAAAUCCUGUUUCAGUGGUUAAACCAGGGGCCGUGAAAUUGCCAUCUCCAUGACCGUGAUUCAUUUACCACUUUACUGCAGGUGACAAAACGCUGGCAUCUUUUGAUACAGGUGUGCAACUGUAAGACACACUGCACACACAGACAAAUGCGGUAUCGGUGAGCGUGUUGGUGUAGGUGUGUGUUUACCAAGUCUUAUCUGCUCUAAAACUAUUAACUAAUCCUUCCAACCCUACUCGUAUCUUAACAGUUUGUUUGGAUUGCAUAAGAAAGUCAUCAACAUGGUACACAACUUGCUGUCCAGCCAUGACUCCGACCCACGGUACUCUGACCCACAGGUAAAGGCCCGGGUGGCUACACUGUACCUGCCUCUGAUUGGUGUGAUCAUGGAGAGUGUGCCCCAGCUGUAUGAUUUCACAGGUAUUUCGUAUGCUUUUUUCCCCCUUUUGCAUUAAGAAAAAUGGCAGAUUAACUGCCAGACAUGUUGUGCUGCUGCCUGAGUGCUGUCUUUCACUUGAACAAGUAACUUAAAAACCAACCAACCAACCAACCAACCAAGGGAUUCCUAAGUGACAUCCAGGAAAUGAGUGCUUAAAUCUUCAGGAGUUUGCAUCAGCAAUCAAAUUUUGCAUGUAGUCCCAAAGCUACACAGAAUAGGAUGUGUGCCAAUGUCUUCUCCACUGACCUGUUGCUAUCGCUGUUGAGUUCUUACUUGUUUUAUUUAAAAGGUUUCUAACACACACACCCCUUUUCAUCAAAAUGUAAUGUCAAGUUGGAAUACAAUCAUAUCAAUAAAUAAAGCACAACAAAAAUAAAACCCACAACAAUUGAGCUUUAAUGGCAGAUGCAGUCAGAUCUGGGCCAAUUAAUCAGAUCCCCUCAAAGCCUUGCUGAAAAAGAUAUUUAGUGGAUAGUGGGCCUCAUACAAGAUGAUAAUUGAUUGGGCUCACUGACUGAAGUGUUGGGUUUGUCUGUACACCAGUAUUUUAACAGGCUGAGAGUGCAAGAUACAGUUCUGCUGUUUAAGCUAAGCACAUCUAACCUGAUAAAUUGUCUGUAUGGAGUCAGUGUUGGUCCCAGAUUUUGAAAGGUCCUUGAGCAAGAAGUCCACUUCCCUGCCACUGUGUCCAUUCCCUGUCCAUUUGCCUUAGAUCUCUGGGCCCAGUUUGUACCAUAGCCCAGGAAUACACUUUUCCUUCUCCUUGUUCUUGUUACUGUUGGCAUGCCUGAGGAGGCCAGGGGAACAGGCAACAGCAACGAGGAAGAGGAGAACUAGGGAUCUCUAGGGGUCACAGUGGGGCACCAGCUAGAAUGUGAGCCUUGGCAGCUGCCUGACGAUACCAACUCCUGACAACAAACCUACAGUGCUGGACUGCAUAGAAUGAGGCAGGUUCAUAUGUUUCUAUUGGCAAACUGUUUGCAUGGUUGGUAUUCUAAACCCAGGGAAAGAGGCAAUGCUACACUUUCAUCCAGAUAAUUUAUGAGUGUACCUAGAACAUAGCUUUACUUGCUUGCUUGCAGUCCAGUGUGAAAGGCAUUAUUACUGCUUAGCCUCCAAGUUAAACAAUACUUAAGGGAAAAUUUGGGAGCUGAGUGGGAUAACCUUGUUGCAGUGGUGCUUCAUUGGGACUGGCUUGUUUCUCUACAGAAAACCACAACCAGCGCGGACGGCCAAGCUGCACAGCAAUGGAGGACUAUGAGAGCGAGGGUGGGAGCAUGAUAAGCCAGACGGUUGCCAUGGCUAUUGCAGGAACCUCCGUCCCUCAACUCACCCGUCCUAGCAGUUUUCUCCUAACGUCAUCGGUACAGAGAAGUGUUUUUCCUCUAGAACGCCUGUGAACAGACAAAUGUGCAUGUCCCGUGUUUGCAAGGCAGCAAGAGUGGGUGGCAGUCCUGAUCACAGAACACUACUCUCUCUUGGAACAUAGAGGGUGGGUGGGAGGAGGUGACGGAUAGAUUGCGCUGCAGCAAAAUUAUCUCUGUUCCUGGGAGAUAAUGGUGUAAUAAUAAACUCUUUGGCUGCACAUCAAGAUUUAAAACCUUGCUUCUCCAUUGUGAAACACAUUGGGGGGGGAAUGUAUUUUUAGUUAAAAUUCAGAGGACUUGCAUUAGGUCUGUUCGUUCAAUCAGUUUGAGUAUUUUGGUGCCUACUGAUGUCUAUCCUGUGUGGAUAUUGUGUGCUCCUUUAGAUGGCUUAGCAUUUUAUAUAUAUAUAUUUUUAAAAAACAUAUUGUGUGUUUUAUACUUCAUUAUUGCAAAUCACUUCAGGAUAGCAGUGUGAAGCAAUGGUUAAAAUGUAGCAAACUAACUAAACUAAUUAAUUAAUUAAUUUUAAAUGGAUUUCUAUUCCAUUUUUAAAUAUAUUUCUCAAGAAAGCAGAUGAUAGAUAGAUAAAUAGAUAGAUAGAUGAUAGAAUUGAAGUGAUUCACAGUGAUCCACUUCAUGGCUAUGCCAGUACUUAAAACCAGUGUAAUAAUUACAAUAAUGUUAUUAUUUAUAUAAUUCUGCUGUCCCAUAGAAUAUUUAAAGCAGAAUAAAGCAUACUAAUAAUAAUAAUAAUAAUUAAUAAUUAAAAUAAAUUCAACCAGACUCCUUCCAGAAGAACAGAAGAGUAGCUGGUUGAGUAAUAUUCUAAACAGAAGAAGUGGUCCUGAUUCUAACUGGUUCUUCCUGUGUUUUCAGACAAAUAGGCAGCAUUCAACAUUUUCAGCCGAGUCAAGUCGGAACCUUCUGAUCUGCCUCUUGUGGGUCCUGAAGAACGCUGAUGAAAGUGUCCUACAAAAAUGGUUCACGGACCUUUCUGUGCUGCAGCUUAAUCGUUUACUGGAUUUGCUCUACCUCUGUGUUUCUUGCUUCGAAUACAAGGUAUAGUAGCAGCAAGACAAUUACGCUCACAUGUUUUCCAGAGAAGUGAAGCGGUACAGGCAGAAAGCAGUGUACAUGUGUCCGAUUGAUGCGCGAUCAUGCACCUAGGCUGCCAGCCUAGAAGUGGCCAAAAAAUGGGGCAGGGCGAGGUAGGCUUAUACAUGCUCUGCCAACAUGCGCAGGGGUCAGGAACAGCACCCUCACACAAAAUGGUUGCCGCUGAAUUCAGAACCACACAACCAUUACUCAGUUAAAAGUGGAUCUUCUAAUAAUGUUUCCUUCGUGUUUCUCACCCUUUAAGUCUCCACCAAACCAAAUUCCCAUCAGAAAGGGAAAUUAAAUUCCUGUUUUCGAGCUUCUGGAGUCUUUGCCCUGCUUUGCUCAGCAUACAAUCCUUGGUUGGGAUUGUACCCACUGAACAUUCUUGAGAGCCAUUGAGUUAGUACCAUCUCCUCCUUGUUUGUUUGGAAGGGUCUUUCUCUGCUUUGUUGAAGGAACAACUGAUGGAUUCAUAUUUCUCCAUGAUUCACAAUUCUCUAGUUAGCCAAGGAUAGGCAAGAAAGCAAACUUAGGAUGAUUCAACACUACCAGCGCUAUUUUUCUAGGGAAACGAGGUGCCGGAACUUACCAUGAAUGCUUCCCUCGUUCUUUUAGAAUGACAGUGACGUCCCACUGGAGAAGUGCCAGAACUGAGUUCUGGCAAGUUCCGACUGAAAAAGAAGUCCUGAACGCUAGAAAUAUAUACCACUUUGUAGCAAGUUUAACUGCCUUAGCUUCCCCCAAAAGAAAGAUUAGAAGUAGAAUUUGUGGAUACUGCAAAUUCUGUGUGAGAUAUAGGAAGCUGCCUAAAUAAUUAGCUUUAUUUGUGUAUUAAAUUAUAAUGGGCUUUCUUUGUUUUUAAAAAGGGCUGACUCUUGUUUCAUGUUCCAUCCUCUUUCUUGUGACCUGUUCAGGGUAAGAAAGUGUUUGAAAGAAUGAACAGCCUGACGUUUAAGAAGUCAAAAGACAUGAGAGCCAAACUUGAAGAAGCUAUACUUGGCAGCAUUGGAGCGAGGCAAGAAAUGGUACGGCGAAGCAGGGGACAGCUGGGUAAGUUGACGCUUUCCUCUGACAGAAGGGGCUGAAAUGGGAGGCCCCCUUCAUGCACUGUGCUAAGGCGGCUCUGUGUGAUUGACAGGGAGAGCGGCCGCAGUUCUCCUGCAAGCAUUGACCUCUGCAGUGACAAGGCAGGCCAAGCAAAGCAAAUCUGCCUUGUGCAGGCUCAGGCUGAAUGCCAGAAAGAGGCAGAGCUUGGAUGUUGCUUCAGCAGCAGUCAGCCUCCAACUGAGUCCUGUAUAGGAGCAGUGAUUCAGUCCGCUUUUCAUGAAAGCUGCCCCAUGCCAGCAGUCCUUUACUCUGACAGGGCAGGGGAAACAUUGGUUGUACUGGGCCCUCUGCAGUGGAGCCCUCUGGAGUCAGCAAUGCGACAUUCCUUGAUACUGAGCUAGUCUUUAAUUUAUGAAUAGUAAACUAUCCUGAUAGUGUUAAUGAGAUAUUAUAGAACAAAGGUGGGGAACCUCAGACUCGAGGGCCAAAUAUAGCUCUUCAAACCUGUACAUUUGGCCCUCAAGGCUCCUUCCAGGUGAUGCCCCGUUCAGGACCCUGGCUCUCACUGCCCGUACUCUGCACUUCUUUGCGUGUCCUUGCAUUUUGAUGGUUCCUUUUACUACAGUGGUACCUCGGGUUAAGAACUUAAUUCGUUCCAGAGGUCCGUUCUUAACCUGAAACCUGAAGCACCACUUUAGCUAAUAGGGUCUCCUGCUGCCGCUGCGCUGCCAGAGCACGAUUUCUGUUCUCAUCCUAAAGCAAAGUUCUUAACCUGAGGUAAUAUUUCUGGCUUAGCGGAGUCUGUAACCUGAAGCGUAUGUAACCUGAAGCGUAUGUAACCUGAAGCAUAUGUAACCUGAGGUUACACUGUAUUUGGAUGGAGGUGUGUAUGUGUAAAACCAGUGUCUCUCCUCCACAUUUUGUGUGCAUGUGACUGAAAUGUAGCCCAAUGUACAAAGGGAAAUGUUACAUCUGUUGCCCGGCUCCCUUUUUUCUCAGGCCCCUGGUCCACCCCUGGUGUGUGGCCCCUAGAAGGGUGUUUAUGAAGGAAUGUGGCCCUCCAGUUGAAAAACGUUUCCUUCUCCUGUUUUGGUAGAUAGUGUUGAUUUACUCACACGUUUGCUUGGAAGCUGGUUCAUUUUGUAUUGAAAGGAUUAGUCAACACUGAUGAUAAUUAAUUUUAAAGUGCAAUAAUCAUUUAAUGUGAGGUUAACCAUUCAUUGUGUGCAAAGGGUGUAGUCAUGAUACCUCAUUUAAUUUGUCAAACACAGCAGUCAAAGAUUAAAAAGUUAAAAGCAAUUUUUUUAAACCUUUGCUUGGCAGAAAGAAGUCCUUCUGGGAGUGCCUUUGGAAGUCAAGAGAACCUGAGAUGGAGAAAGGAUAUGACUCACUGGCGACAGAACACGGAAAAACUUGACAAGUAAUGCUACCUUACCCAUAAUAAUAAUAAGAUAAUAAUAAUAAUUUAUUAUUUAUACCCCGCCCAUCUGGCUGGGUUUCCCCAGCCACUCUGGGCGGCUUCCAACAGAACACUAAAAUACAAUAACCUAUUAAACAUUAAAAGCUUCCCUAAACAGGGCUGCCUUCAGAUGUCUUCUAAAAGUUUGCUAGUUAUUUUUCUCUUUGACAUCUGGUGGGAGGGUGUUCCACAGGGCUGGUGCCACUACCGAGAAGGCCCUCUGCCUGGUACCCAAACAUUUUAACGUUGAAAUGGCCAAUUGGCCAAGAUAGGGACUGCCUUGCUUCUCACAGUAUGAGCAGGUCUGGACCUGAACUGAGAUAGGACUAACCUCAGAAGAAUAGCGCUGUCACACACGUGUGUUCUUUAUUUAAAAGAACAGGAGGUUGCAAUCCUACACCCACUUCCCUGGUAGUAAGUGUCAUUAAACUCAAUGGGACUUGCUCCUGACUAGACUUGUAUAGGAUUGUGCUGUAAGGGAAGAUGACCAAUGCACUGGUAAGACGGCUAUAGGAUGCUUUAAGUUGCAGCCAAGAGUAACUAGGUGUAAUUGCAUGUGUGCCAUCGGUCACUCCAUUCUGGAGUUCUCCAAGCUGACUCCUCUCCUACCCUAAUCCAUCACUUUGAUUAUUUUCCCCACAUGUGCUGUGUUUUUAGAAGCCACAAACCAGCCAGGUACUGUAGCACUGGUGUACUGCUGUGUUUAAUUUUUUUCCCUGUUGUGCAUCUGUACUUUUGCUAUGGCAACUCUGGCUUUUGGCGCUUGGCAGCAGCUUUGUAUGCCUGUCUGUGACUUCAGUGGUUCCUUUUGUUGUACGAGUGCCUGCUGGGGUUUGAAAUGGUUGGGGUGGGGUGUUGGUUAGGUGUAGGACUUACGGUUGCAACUUUGCUUGGCAUGCUUUUUGUCUUCUAAUAAGGCUCUGAGUGCAGGUUUUGUUUGACUGAGGUGCUUUGCAGAAGGUCUGUGGGUUUGUUUGUUUUUUGCAACAUGACUUGGCUGUGAAGUGUGAGGGGGGGUGUGUGUGUGUGUGCUGCUACAGGGUAUCCCUUUUUCCCCCCAUAGCGCUGGGCACGUCUGAACUUUGGUGUGAAAAUUGCAGUUCCCUGACAGUUCAAUUAACAUUACAUCUUUUUGAUGUAGUCUUAAUUUGAUCCUGGUAAAAAUUUUGGAGGUGUUUGGUUAAAGGUUCCACCAGCCGAAAUGCAAAAAGGUCACAUGGCGUAUAAACUGGAGGCAGGAAUAAACUAGAGAUCUGUAGAUCUCCUUUUAAGAAUUCUAGAGCACUCUCCUUUUCAAAGCCUUUGCAGCACCAGCAAGACCAGGGCAUUCACUGCCUUCUGUACAAUUCAGUUUUGCCUAGCACAGUGUGAGUGUAUGGACAGUGCCCUUAAAACAUAUUUAGCCCUGGAGAUGUUCAUUGUUGAGCAAGAUCUCAGUCCAGCCUGCUGAUGCAUCAUCUGCUGGACAGCUUUCUCCUUUUCUGCCGAAGGCUCUGUCCGACUCAGAAAUAAAUGUGGGAAAGGCGUGACUCAGUGGUAGUGCAUAUGCUUUGCAUGUAGUAAGGUCCCAGGUACAAGCCCUGCCAUCUCCAGGCUCUACAAAAGCUUUCUCUUCAUGUAAGGACUGCAGUAGAAGUUGCCCUUGUGCACGCACACACAUCCCUAGAGGGAAGGAGGAGCUUGAUGCUCCUAGUAGGAUUUUUAGCAGACAGCUAGUAUUGACCAAUUGAAUUAUUAUUAUUAGUUUAUUAUCAUUCCCUGCCCAUUUGGCUGGGUUGCCCCAGCCACUCUGGCCAGCUUCCAACACAUACUUCAAUGGAAGUCAAGUGGAAUAAUUAGGACUAAAUUCCACUUUUCCAACAAUGUGCCAGUAAAAAUGAUGUUGCUCGGUCUGUUGCUAGCAGUGCAUAUUGCCUGCUCCAGAUUGGUGCAUACAGUAGCAUGUACUGCUACCAUUUAUGACAGAUCAUUGCCGGCUUUUGGGAAGCAUGUAUGGUGCAUUAUAGCACCGCAGGACACCAGCAGGACGUUUCAUACAUCACAUAGACAUUUCCACUGGUAACUACUAGCUAGUAAUGUUCGUCAGAAAUUUAUUCUCUUAGCGCCACCAUGUGUUCACAUCAUAAAGUGUCAUGCUGUCUUCACUGAUGUAAAGAUGAAUAAAAAGAUACUCAUUUUCUUCAGUGUAGCCCUAGUUUCCCUUACCAAACUGUGUUUCUGCAGCACACUUUGUAAUUUUAAUCCUUUGGCUUUCAUGAAGAAACAGUGGGCACCAUUAGCAGGGAAAGGCCCCAUAACUUUAUGAAAGGGAGGAUAUAUACAAAUCGUGUUAGUUAGGAUUCAAAUAACUACUUCAGGUGUGCCAACUCAGACAUGUCCAGGAGGAGCCAUAGAUCAGUGAUAGUGCACAUAUUUUUCAUGAAAGAAAAAUCUCUUGGUUUCUCAAGAGAAGAGGGCUUCCUGAGACCUUGUCUCAGUUUGUCCAUCCAGUGGGCUAUUUUUCUUUGAAGAGCUGCCCCAUUCCACAUCACAAAAUGCUGUUGAAAGUCUCUUCUGUUUUAGUAGGCUUUUGCCUGGUAGCACAGUAGGGACCCAAGCAACCUUCUGAAUAGAAGUGGUUUGAUAAGAUUUGGAAGACCAUAAUUUCCUACAAACUUAGCAAGUGCAACAAUCCCACUGAAUUUUUUUAACAGUGCAGUGGUUUCAGUUUAUCUUCAAGCUUCUCAUCAGAUUCCUACAAAAUACAAACACACACACACACACACACACACACACUAUCAGCUGUUAAAGUAACAUCUCCUUAAGCAAGUGAUGAGGAACCUGUGGUCCUUUGUAUGUCAGUGGAUCCCAACUCCCAUAGGAUCCAGCCACUGUGGUCAACAGUUAGGGAUGAUGGGAGUUGUAGUCCAACAACAUUGGGAGUGCCAUGGGUCCCCCACUGCUGUUUUUCUCUCACUGUACUCCCAAGCUUAUCACGAACAUGCUAAUGUGGUUUUCUUUUUCUCUUUAUCGUUUAUUACUCUGCUCCUCAUUUUGUUGCAAGCUUUAUUAGCUUUAUUUUAUCUUAAAGUUCUUAUAUCAUGUAAGCCAUUGGUCCACCCAGCCCAGUAAUAUCUGCUUUGAUUGGCGGUGGAUCUCUAGGUUCACAGGCAGAGGCCCUUGACCAUAGGCCAUGCUGCCUGGGCCCUGAUAGGAGCUGGAGUCUGAUAACAUCUGGAGGGCCAGAGGUUCCCCAUCCCUGCUUUAGCUGGUGAUGCUAGGUGUUGAGCCUGUUUUUGAUGGUUCCCACUGCUAAAGUGUUCUGUUAGAGCAUGGUGAUUAUCUGAUAAGCAAUCUUAUUUCUCCAGCUGCAACAAAAAGUUUCUUUUCCUCGCUUCUCCAAAGAAAAUUUAUUUUUAAUGCUUUUUUAGAUCGCGAGCUGAGAUAGAACAUGAGGCUCUUAUCGAUGGCAACUUGGCAACGGAAGCAAAUCUGAUCAUUUUGGAUACUUUGGAGAUAGUAGUCCAGGUGAGAAUGAUAACCUUCCCAGUGCUCUGAAUGCCUGAAGAACGGAUAGUAGGCAAGACUAGCAAUGCCCCCUGUAGAAAGUGUAUUCUGAAAUGGCCACUCUCUCUCCAUUGCACAUGUUCGCAGUGCUUCCCUUUGCUGUGACUUCUGUCUGCAACAGCCCUAAAAUGACUUCCCUGCCUCUCUUUUUUCCAUUGUCUUUGGUUACAGACGGUCUCCGUGACCGAGUCCAAGGAAAGCAUUCUUGGCGGAGUGCUGAAGGUUCUUUUACACAGCAUGGCUUGCAACCAGAGCGCUCUUUACCUGCAGCAUUGCUUUGCUACGCAGAGGGCCUUGGUGUCAAAGGUGAGUGUCCUGAGGAUGGGAGGGCAGCAUGGAGUUACAAUUUCACUUCAGUAUUCAACUUCUUUUCUGAUUUGGAAAGUGUUGGACCUCCACAGUGGUUUCCGGCAAACUGGGCUGAUGAUGGCCUCCUUUACUGGGAGCGGGCGCGCAACUGGGUCAAGUUGAGCCCACGAUGAUUGUGGUGCAAUUAAUUCAACAUUGUGUUGGUGUUUGGGGUGCAGCCACGACUGCUGAAUGCUUGUCUCUCGCGCUGUCCUUCUAGUUCCCAGAACUGCUCUUUGAAGAGGAGACGGAGCAGUGUGCUGAUUUAUGCCUCCGACUCCUGCGCCACUGUAGCAGUAGCAUCGGCACCAUACGCUCGCAUGCCAGCGCCUCCCUGUACCUCCUCAUGAGGCAAAACUUUGAGAUUGGGAAUGUAAGUAUAGCAUGGGGCAGCAAAGCCCUUUUGCAGCCAAAGGGCCACAUUUUAUUCUGGGCAGCAUUUUGAGGGCCGCAUGCCAAUGGUGGGCAGGGCAAGAGGGAAAAGUGGGUGGAGCAACAAAUCUAAAUUUUAGAUUUGUACAGUAGGCUAGCUUUUGUACACAAUUGCACAUCCCUUUCUGUCCUCCAUUCAGACACAAGGACACAUUCCAUCCAAGCCAAAAUACAAAGAGGGUGAUGCAGGGCCAGUGAGGGCCGGGGGGGGGGGAUUACAGAGGACCAAAUAGAGAGGGCUGGAGGGCCUCACUGAGGCCUCUGGCCUGAAGAUACCCACCCCUGGUAUAGUGUUUCUGUAAGCAUGGGGUGCAAUGCCUAUUCAAACUGGUGCAAGAGAGGACAAGUGAGGAGCACUGAUUUUUUGAGGGUCAUAUAUUUUAAAUGGGAAUAGUCACACACAGACCAAAAGGCUUGUGUCGUCUUUAAAGGAGAACACUUUAAUCUGGAGUUAAACAACUCAGCUAUAAAUUAAUCAUAUGGAUGGAUGGAUGGAGUUCUGGCCAGACCCCCUUCAGGAAAAUCAAACGUGUUUGCUGUACUUUUUGGUUUGGGACUGCGAUGCCUAUUAAGCUGGUGUUGUCACCUGACGUUAUUGGUGCAGUAACAAUUUUUUGUUUGUUUGUUUCAGAACUUUGCCAGAGUGAAAAUGCAGGUGACCAUGUCACUCUCAUCUUUAGUAGGAACAUCUCAGAAUUUUAAUGAGGAGUUUCUGAGACGUUCUCUGAAAACCAUUUUGACCUAUGCUGAAGAGGACCUGGAACUAAGGGAAACAACGUUCCCUGAUCAGGUUAGGAGGAAUAGUACUUGACAUAGAUAAGUAUGGGUUGUUUUAUUUCCUUAAGACCCACAAUUUUCAGCUUACUUGCUUUUAGACUCAAUAGGAUGUUGAUCCAUAUUGGAAUUUCUGAUGAUGCAAAACCUGAAUGUGAACAUGGAGUGAUACAUGAAAAUGUAAUCAGAUGGGGGGGGGGGCUUCAGGUCCCAUAAUCCUUGACCAAUGGAUGUGCUGACUGGGGCUGAUGGGAGUUGAAGUCCAGCAACAUCUGUGGGGCAUCAGAUUGGAUAUCCCUAGUUUGUUUGUUUUUUUGAGGUGAGGGUUUCUUUUGUAUUUGUGUUGUGCUCUGCAUCACUCUGAAAUCCAAUCUGAUGGAAGUUGGUCUAAAAAUGUCUCACAUAAAAUAAAAUAACAAUAAAUAAUUGUGUUAAGGUUCAAAACCAGACAGAUUAAAUGGUGAAAUGAACAACAACAAAAAAUGAAGUCUGACUUGACAUUUCUAAGAAACUGCUCAUCCACUCAAAUAAUUCAGUCCAACUUUGCUGAAUGAAUGAAUGAAUGAAUGAACAUAGAAUUAACAAAUAUUGACUGGCGAUGAAUGCAAAAUUUGAAAUACUGGAGGGGAACAUGAUGUCUCCCUGGCAGGAUUCGUUUUUUAAAAAUAAACAAUGGCAAGUGAUUUUCACAAUUGAAUUCCUGUCAGACAAAUUCGAAGUAACCAACAAAUCCUUGUUUUGCACAGAAUAUUUGUUUCAGAUACUUUCCCUCCCAUUUCAGGUCCAAGAUCUUGUGUUCAACCUCCAUAUGAUCCUGUCUGAUACAGUUAAGAUGAAGGAGCACCAAGAAGACCCAGAGAUGCUUGUGGACUUGAUGUACAGGUACAGUUUUACUGGAUAUUUUGCCGUCUUAAGAAAAUGUGAGUAAGUAAACAUACACUGAUAGGACUCUCCUGGGUUUUUGAAAACUAGAAUUGCCAAGGGAUACCAGAAUUCCCCAGACCUACGACUCACCUGGCUACAGAACAUGGCUGGGAAACACUCAGAGAGAAGCAAUCAUGCAGAAUCUGCACAGUGUUUGGUCCACUCUGCAGGACUCGUUGCUGAAUACUUGAGCAUGCUUGAGGAUCGGAAAUAUCUCCCCGUAGGAUGCGUUACAUUUCAGGUAAUGCUCUUUGUUUACAAAACCGCAAAGCUGGGCUUCUUGCCUUUCCACAAAGCAAUGAUGUAAGCCCCCCAGAAAACAUAGCGUUGUCUAUAUUAAAAGAACAUUUCCCAAAAAUUCAUGUGAUGUAAUUGCAUUGCUCCACUUUGGCUGCUGGUACAAUACAUUGAAGACACAUUAGCUAAAAGCUCUUUCUAUUAUUAAUUCCAGCCACGUACAAAGGAAUUUGCCAUACUUGUUUACUUGCUGCAUAAUUCCUAAAGUAGUUUGGUUUCAUGUUUCUUCUCAAAGAGGAUGGGUCAUUGGUACAGUGGCUUUCCCCCCUAAAAAAGAACAUCUUGUGGGUAAACCUGUAUUCCAAAUUAACAUUCUGUAGAGCAAAAACAAAAAACUAAAGUUUAAUUGCAUGUUACUAUGUUCUCGAAGCUACUAACAUGAAUUUGACCAAACUGCGGGAGGCAGUGGAAGACAGGAGUGCCUGGCAUGCUCUGGUCCAUGGGGUCACGAAGAGUCGGACACGACUAAACAACUAAAAAACAACAACAUGUUCCAUUAGAGUAGGACUUCGGCAGAAUGGAAGCUGCUUUGGUUUCAGACUUUGCGGCAGAGCAUUGCCUAAACCUGGUGAUGAAUGAAUUUUAAAUAGGUUUUUUUCAGUGUCCCUGGAACUGUAACUGCUGAAAGUAAACGUUAUAUAUUUCCUCAGAACAUCUCCUCAAACGUCUUGGAAGAAUCUGCAGUUUCUGAUGAUGUCGUAUCGCCAGAUGAAGAAGGAAUAUGCUCGGGAAAGUAUUUUACUGAAGCAGGUCUGGUUGGAUUGCUGGAGCAAGCUGCAGCCUCUUUCUCCAUGGUAGAAGAGUUUAAUACAUGUAUUUAGUACAGUACUCCCUUAUGGUUGCAUAGUAUAUACGAUCAGUGUCCUGCAUUGGGGUGGGGAACCACAGGCCUGAGGGUCAAAUGCAGGCCUCUGGAUUAUCCCCAGGCCACACCCCUUCUCAUAACAUGGCCCCUCCCCCUGGACCCCACCUCUCACCUGCUCUGCAUUCUUCUCAAGUGUUCUUGAGCUGCGAUAAAGCCUCUUGUUUGUUUGAAUGGAGAGAGAGGGAGGGAUGUGGACAUAGAAACCUCUGGCUUGAAUACAGCCUAGCAUACACAGGUGAGAAUCACAUCAGUUGUUUCGCCCACUUUUGCCUCUGGCCACACUCACAGCUGGAAUGGGGAAUUUCCAGGUGGGAAUGCAGGCCAGAAAAUAGUUCCCCACCCCUGAUCUGCAUGUAAGUAAACACUGGGCGCAACUCAAAUGCACAAUGAAAAGUAUAGAAGCUUCAGUUUUUGCAUUUCAGCUGCUCAGCUGCACUGAAUUCAGUCGUUUAAGUGGCAGCAGCAUUGACUCAAGUUGCUUGCGAACCAGCCCACGUAUUUUGUGCCAUUGGGAUCAUGGCUAAGCUGGUUCUCCAACAUGCUGUGCUAAAUCAGGAUCCAACUGGAAUGUGCAUUCAGAAGUUGCUAUGAAACCUUGUUCAGCACUACAGUUCCUCAAAUUUCUGUGUCAUCAAGGUUGGCCUUGACCAUGUAGUGUUAGGAAGCUUCUGUCUGUGGAUUGGAACACAGUUUUAUAUAAUCUUUAAAAAGGCUCUCAUUCCAUGGGCUGAAGCAAACAUGCUGGCAUCCCAGCACAGCUGCUACAUAAGCUGUUAACUGCUUCCUUCACACAUGGACCAGCACAUGAGCUGGGAGUCUUAAAUCAGUAUUCAUCAAGUUUAAAUGGGCCUUUGAUGCAUGGAGUCUUGCAAACUUUUGGCAAAAUGUACAUUUCCACAGGUCUGACACACGACUGAUACUUAUAUCAGGCAUUACUUAUUCCAUCUCAGUAACCAAAUAAUCCCAAGCAAGUGUUUUAAUUUCAUUAUUGUAAUAUAAGCAUUUUAAUAACAUAUUGUACUCAGGCUGUUGCAUGUCUGUUUUUUUGAUGGAUCGAUAAAACCACCUGACAUGGACACUGUUUUGUAGGCUGGCAUGUAUGAAGCAGUCAACGAGGUUUACAAAAUCCUCAUUCCAAUUCAUGAAGCUAACAGAGAUGCCAAGAAGCUUGCCACAAUUCACGGUAAACUCCAGGAAGCAUUCACCAAAAUAGUUCAUCAGGUAAUGACUUAGGCUCUUGCUUGUAGUGUGGAGAUCCUUAAAAGUAUUUGUGUCAUUUUCCCUUCAAGUUACAUUGAAACCUCAAUGGCAGUUGUUUUCCAGGUCAUCAAAGCAUUCAAAAUAUGGAGACCUUGUGGACAAUAUUGCAAAGUGUAAAAAAUCAGCAAAACUAGGCAAAGAGAGCAAUCAGAUAAGUCCUAAUUUUUCCAGAGCCAUUCACCUAAGUCAGGUUACUCUAAUGUAGUGUACUGCAAAUUCAUUCCUUGCUUGUGUUUUCCAGGCUAGAGACUGACUUCACAACAUGUGAAAGUGUAGUUAAGGUGUUUUCAUACUGCAAUCCUGUUUACUCCCAUUAGUUACUUAGCUGUAAGUAAGCGGGUAUAAUAUUGCAGCCCAAAGCUAUAUAUAGCUGGACAGCCUGGGGAUUUAAUUUUGCUCUUUUGCAUUUUGAGCUACCUUUUUGGCAGGUAUCUCUUUUUUGGUGCUGCAACAUCUCUCUGCUUGUGCAAACCGUGACCUGCAUUGUAGAGGCUGCGUAGUAAUGAAUGACUCUACUUUUGGGUGUGGAGAGGUGGGCUGGAAGUGUCACUGACAGAUGGCUCCAUGGGCCAAGAGAAGAGCCCAGUGGAGGCAUUAAAGCUCCCAUGUUCAUCAGCAAGGGAAGAAGAAGUGAGACUGCUGCAAGCAGCCCUCUCCCAUCUCACACACUCCAGUCUGUGCCCUGUCAUGUUGUCUGCAUCUACAGCACAAAUGUUGGGGUGGGAUGGGGUUCUCGCAUGUAUAGUUAUAGAGACGAAGGACCCCUCUCUGCAGACAUUCAUGCAGCACACGUGGAUACCAAGAGAAGAGCAUGUGACUCAAUGCGGUCCUGCUUCUUCCAUGUUGAUGAGUGCAACAGCUACAUUUUCUAUGGUAUGUGGGGGCCAAAACAAGGGCAAGUUGGCACCACAGCAGCUGGGAUCAGAUUAGACUCUAAGCAAAACUUAAGGCACAUUCCCAGGCAGUUCAGGCUAACGGCAGCUGAAUUUAACCAUGGUUAAUUAACAUGAAAGCUAAUGUUAAGCAUGCCCCCUUAAGCAUUUGAAACCAGGAUUUGAAGCUGAACAGUGGGUGCCUGGGCACAAAAUUGCAGCCAGCUGUUGUCCAUAUACUGAUAAAUGAGGGCACUUGCAUCUGUGCAGGGCCUCCAGAGGCUCUGCUAGAUUGAGGCUAUUAUUUUCCAUUUUCGUUACAUUUUUACUUCCUGAAUUUAGCAGGGAGAUACUGUUUGGACAGCUGGUUGUGCCAUAUGAUUAUUUUUAACUGGAGCUCGAGCACAAAUGAAGAAUGGUUUGCAUUUUGCUUUACGGAUAUAAACAACAAUGACACAAAAUGAGUACUGCCAUUCAUUACUUGGGAACUGCAGUUGUGUUCCACAGCAUGCCGUUCAGCGCGCAAAAACUGAAUUCCUCCAGCAGGACUAACCAGGGUUUCAAUAGCUGAACUUCAGGCUGGAAUGGUGAAUGCAAUGUAAUAAUUUCCGAUUGCCAGAGGAUUUGCAUUUACAUUCGAUUUCCAGCGCCUGAUAAUGGAGCUUCUUCAUACUUAAUAUUCUGGGCUAUGAAACGAAAGGCUAACUUAAAUGUGUGGCAGCUAAGCCAUUUCAAGUGCAUAGCACCUUAUUGUUGAUGGUUAUGUUUUGGCCUUUGAAAAGGAGCUGGUCUUGUUCCUGUGACAUACCUUUUUGUUUUUUGUUUUUUUUUGUUUUACUUUUUAUUACGCAGAGUACUGGCUGGGAGGUAGGUAAUGUUUUAGUUAGUAAAGAACACUAAUAGAUUGGUCUGAUGAUGACUCCUGCCCAUGCUUUGCCCACAUGUGCUAGCUGUGGGUAUUUCUGUUGCUGUCUGCUAUUGACCUGAAUUAAUUAACCAAAGAAGUAUCAGUAAAACUGUUGUGGUCAUUUUAGACAAUUUAGGUAGUGCAUGAAUGCAUUUGUAUUAUGACACUAAUGAGGUUCUUUGGUGAAUGAGCCACUUUUUACCAUCACUAGUUUGUUAUUUUUGUAUUCCAUUUCUCAUCAAUAUUGACACAGAAUACCAUUUCUUCCUACCAUAUUUUCACCCCCCAACACAGGGGUCGAUUUAAGUUCUAAUGCUCAAAGACCUUGAAUGCAAAAAACUGUUUCCCGUUAGAAAGACGUUCACUCGUAUCCUAACGUAUAACUGUAGUAUUAAUACUCUUCUGCUACAUUAAGCUCUGAGCAAGAGUGAAAUGAACUUGAGUUUAGUCCCAGCUCUCAAAUCUCUUAAGAAUUAGGUCAUGGGCUUCAACUGGGUGCCAAGAUAGAGUCUUUUGUACAAAAUUCAAGAUGUACAAAAUUCAAAUUCCUCUGCAGCAGUUCAGUGACCUGAUACAACUGAUUCUGAUGUAUGUCUGGACCCAAACCAUGAAAAUAAUCCUUGAAGAUCUUGUGGGAGAUACAAUCCACCAACCUUGCCCUGGCUUGUAUAAGAAUGCCAGUUUCAUCAUCCCAUGGACUGGGGGAGGGUCUACAGAGAAUUAUAUGAAAUAGAGACUCUGCCUCAGCCUUUGUUUUGCUGAAAAGAUUUCCUAAGAUUCAUGAAGCAAGCUUAGAGGUUGUACAGUUCCCUUGCUUCCUGGACUGUGCACUACCUCCCGAAACCUUAGAAUUCUGCCUUUGAGAUUUGUGGUUAGUGCCCAGACUUUGACAAAAAGCAGAAAGACCCCUUUUGUGUUAUUUGAUUAGCUGUUUGGAAGUUACUGAUAUGGUUCUAAUAUGGCCCAUCAUACUGAGCAAAUUUCCAGCCCAACUGCCUUUUAGAUGAUCAUGCCCCUUAAAGACUUGCACAUUUAUUUUUCAGACAUCUCAAGAUUCUUGGUUCUUUUUGCUGCAACGGCCUAAGAUGGCUAUCUGUCGGGAAAUAGUUAUAAUGGAAAAUACUGCAACAAAUAUCCAAGACUAUAAAUAGAUAAGUUUGAACGUGGACACCUUCAUUUUUUGUCACAGGACAGGCACAUUCUUGAGAGUGGCAUGGUUUGCACAUAACACUAAGACAUGGUUUAAUAAAUCAUGGUUUAAUUUUCUCGCCUGAACCCCGCCCAGUAGCUUAAUCAUGGUUUAUUAACCACAAGCAAAUUAUGCUAAUAAGCCAUGGUGUGCUUUUUGUUUAGAAACCCCGGCUUAUGUUAACCAUGGCAUAAAGCUCAGUGUGAACUCAUCCAAAAUCAGAUUCCCGUUGAAAUAAUUGGUGGUACAGGGCACUUAAGUAUGUAAGCCCUUCUGAUUUCAGUGGGACUCGAGUACCUCUAAUUUCCUUACAGUUGUGUCUAAAAUGUACCAAUCAAACCUCCAUCCUCAUUUAAAAACAAUAGAAGUGUCUCCAAAUACAUAUCUUUUAUAUACACCAACGCAGACCAAUUUUGUAAGGAAUUUUAAGAAUUUGGUACGUAGCUGAAAUAUGUGUGUUUUGCAUUCUCUUGUUGUUGUUAGUAAAUAUGUGAAUAGUUUUUGGAUUCCACCUCCCCAAAAGCUGUACAAGUUCUGAUUUCUGCUUCUGAUUUUCUCUGACUAUGUUGCUCUGUCAGAUAAGAGGCCGGCUCUCUUGUUUAGAGCUUUGGUUCAGAAGAGCAAUUACAGACAAGUCAAAGCAUCAUCAAGGCAUGUAAUAUCAAGAGUGCUAAUUCCAUGACCCGCCAUCUGCAACGAGAGGCUUGGGGACCCAAAAUCAGUUUUGGAGCUGGUGUGCUUUUUUGUACCACCUGGGAGCUGGCCCAAGCACGUGCAGCCUUUUACAAUGCCCACUUUAACCGAAAGGCAAAGUUCAUGUCACACAGACUCUCCAUUUAGCUCAAGCGCUUGCUUGAAGUGGCACCCAUACAGUUUGGUUGCUUCCGUCAACUGCACCAUGAUUCACCUCCCCCCGAAGGGUUUCCCUGGUGGUGUUAAAAUUGGCACAAAACCACAGCAAAAGGCAGUUUGUGGCUGUUCCAUUAAUGGGACGACAGCCUGCGAGCAUCUUUUCUGAUCAAUGUGUGUGAUGCUAAAUCGACCCCUGAAGUAUAUCCUGUCAUCAGUUACAAUUUUAACAUUAUUCAGUAAUGUUCUAUUGCAUGGUAAAACACACCCAUGGUUUAUGUUCUUGUCCACUGCUUUGCACUUGAACUUUCCUCUUGCUGGACUUUUUCCUUCUGUGUGGCCUUUUAAUACCCAUUGCAUGUUAUUUACCCAGUUCCAGUUUUUAAAAUACUUUUUUUGUUUUGUUUAUUUGCUGCCAAAUGCUGCUUAUUUGUUUUGGAUUUUCCCUAAUCAAAAUACUUUCUGUUUUCUCCUCUAUUGCCCUGGUUGCUGAUCCUCCUCCCCACUUUUACUAUUGUCUGUUGUGGUAAGUUCCUACUAAGUUGUUGGUGUUUUUUUUUUUCUUAAACUCCCAUGGCAUCCCCCAAUAAUUUCAUUUUACCAAUGACUUAUGCCAGCUCAGGGGUUUAUGAAACGCCACACAAAUCAAUCCCAAUUAGGUUUGUACGGAAAAAACUUCCCAGCUAACUCCUAAAGUUAAAUGUUCGUGGAGGAGUGGUUUUUCCUUAUGGAAAGGGGGUUGAACUUAAGUAGGCCUUUUGGCUUCUUCAACUCUGAUGUUACAAAUUCAAAUGCCAGGUUAGCCAUUUCACUGCAAUGAAAAAUGUGGCAUUAUUGACUCUGAUCAGACGGCCUUGGGCAUAUUUGCACUUCCCUGUGGAUAACAGCAGGGCCAAAUUCGGCGACAAUUUUUGUUGUUUUUGGCUAAGUAAAUCCAGUUGGCAAAGGUUUUGGUUCAUGUGCAGAAGGAGCCUCUUAAAACUUUGUACCCAACAGAUAUUUACCAUGCAUAACAACAUAUUAUGAACCCUUCAUAAGUCAUGACGGCUGUUAUACCUGCUCUGCCAGUUCUGUAAUGACUCUACAGUGUUCACCUUCAUUCUCUUUGCCUACCAAGGAGCUAUUAUUUUUUCUCAAAAUAAUAGAUUUAAAUGCUUUAUAAUAACUUCCUUUCUCAUAACUGCAUUUUAGCACCUCUCAGAAACAAAGACCAUGGACUUUUAAUUUGUUUUGUUUGCUUGAAAGCAAGGGUUUUGAUUUCUGUGAAAACCUUUGGGCAAAAUUAUAGAGCCUUCAUGUAUUCAGAACACACUUGGAACAAUAACAUGAUGACAUAUGAUGUUAUUGAUGUCCCCAUCUUUUGCCUGUUGUUUAUGGAACUUUGUGCUUUGGUUCUUGUGUUGCACACAUUCCAGCAUGCUCUGGGUUGACAUUUCCCCAAAAUCUUCCUAGGCAUUGAUCCAUCAACACCCCCCCAUUCCCCUCCCCACAAAUUAAUGGAAGCUAAAUGGAAAGAACCUUCGUUAUAAACACCACCUCCUAAUUUGUCUUAGGUGACCAUUGUUAAAGCUUAGAAUGAUGCUUAUUUAUUUGAAACUCCAGUCAUAAUAGUACUUUUGAUUCAUUACAUAAGUUUCCUUAAGUGUCUCAUGAUGUUGCCAAGAUUAUUAAUGGAAGUUAGAGCAAUUAGCAGACAAUGCUGCCCAAGCCAAACAGCUUACCUUUCCUACUACAAAAAUCAAGGAGAACCCUAAAGUUUGUGGCAUAUGUGGAGGGGGAGCCUCCAGGAGAGCAAGUUGGGUUCUCUAAAAGCCUAGAGAGAGUUGCAGAGAUUUAGAAGGUGCCUGCUCAUGUGUGGACAAGCACCGUCAGCCAUAAAAUUACCUGUUGUCCUUCAGUCCUUUUUAUCAAGUUCAUUGUCGCUUUUAUGGAACAUUGCAUACUUUACACUUUCCUACAAGGUUCUUAUGAUGCACAUAAUUCAUAAGUGAAUUAUGCACGUGUUGUCUAUUUUGCCACAUGUUGUGUGUGUUCAGAAGCAGCUGUGAUUCCCACUGCAUGUGCCAAGCUAAGUAUGUGUGUUUUCUGCCAAUGGCGGUCAGUGUACAUGCCUUUCCCCCGCAAAUGGAAGCAAUAUCACUGUCCGAGAAACAUCAUGUACACAGUGGCCCUGAGUGACUUCUAAUGCUUUGGAUUGUCAUUGGGGAUAACAGUAAGUGGAUUUAUGUGGAUGAAAGCCAUAAGGUACAAGUGUUCAGAGAGAGAGAAGAGUGUUCCACAGUUGUAGGAUACACAUAUAAUUAUGAAUAUAAGCUUAAAUGCAACCCAGGCGCUUAACUUAGAGAUGACAUCAGAGUGGCUGAAAUGUAUUUGAGGGUCUUUCUCAAUUUUCAUGGAACACUUGAUACCGUCCACUGGUACAGAGGAUAUGCUGAGGGAUGUCAACUCUGGUAGCUUACUUGAGUCAACCUUGUUUUUAUAUAGGCCAGUUGGGAUUAACACAGACUGAAGUUGUCUGUGCUACUAUUCCAAGACGGGGGAAAUUAAUCUGUAGUCUUCCCAACACUGACUCCCUGCCCAUUCUGCAACUUCUACUUUUUCCUUAGGGUCGUGUAAGUAGUCCGUUGGCUGUUUCCACCUUCCUUGGCAGUUCAUGGGCCUGCUCCAGUUUCUGUCCUGGGUAUUGACCAAUCUAGUUAACUAUCAGAAUCUUUGUUUAUGGCCACAGCAGAUUACCUGUCAUUGAAGAGCAAUGUCACAUGAGAGGUUGGCGUUAUUGCAAAAGUAGGCAGGUGUUCGCAGGACUGCUCUUCAGUAGUCCAGGCUAGGCAGUCAGAGAGUGGUAAGGGGUGGUGACUUCUCAUCUUCUCAGGACCUUUUCUAUAAGGUCCAGUAGCAUUUUACUCUGUCAUCCUAUUCUGCUGGAUGUAUGGGGCAACAUCAUGAAAAUGGAGUGUCCUGAUGGCAUUAUUUAUUUCUCUCUCUAAUCAACCUGGGUCCUAAAAUUCUGGUUUGGCAGUGUCUGUCCAGGAUAUAGGGAGGGAUGUGGAGAAGGUGUUUGAAGCUGAAUCCAGAAAAGACUGAGUUGAUUGGUAGGCCCUAUGAUCUGGGAGGGUCAGAAAUAUCUUCUAUUAAUCAUUUUGGCUUCCUAAAGCCAGUAAGGUGUAGUGGUUAGAGUGUCAGACUAGGACCUGGAAGACCAGGUUUAAAUCCCCGCUUAGCCAUGAAGCUCACUGGGUGACUCUGGGCCAUUCUCUGCCUUUUAGCCUGGAGCUCCUUGGAGGGAAAAGUGGCAUACAAAUGCAAUACAUAAAGUCUGCAGACUUUUGCUGGACUGGUGGACCCAAACAGUACGGUGGUACCUUGGUUCUUGAACUUAAUCUGUUCCGGGAGCCUGUUUGACUCCUGAAACCAUUUGAAAACCAAGGUGCAGGUUCCAAUUGGCUGCAGGAGCUUCCUGCACUCAAGCAGAAGCCACGUCGGAUGUUCGGCUUCCGAAAAACAUUCACAAACUGGAACACUUCCGGCUUUGCGGCGUUCGGAGGCCAAUUUGUUUGGCAACUAAACCGUUCGGGAACCGAGCUUCCACUGUGCUUGAUAACUCCAUUUAGAGAAGGUGCACUUUUUUCUCCGGUUACAAACUAACAACCACAAGAAAUGUCUUUGUGCUCUCCAAGUUUGACUGUAGUAAUAAUGCACACUACCUGAGGAUUCAUCGUCACCUGGGAAUGAUGAAGUUGAGGAUUACUACCACUUGAAAGGAAUGGGCUGCUGUUGCUCCCAGACCUACACCAACAUUUUGAUAUUUCAGUAACAAUCAGAGAUGCAGAUUAUGACUUACGAGGCCCUAAAGAGUUUUAUCCUUGUAUGUUCUUAGAGCUUUCGUUUCUCUUUUGUGUGCCCAUCCUGACCGUUAACAUAGGUGGACAAUUUCUUCUUGCAUGGUCUCCCUGGAUGACGUUUCCCCCAGGCCCCAGAGUAUUAUCCCAAAUCGCUAUCCAUCCUUUCUGUUCAAGCUAGAAUUGGAAGCUAGUGAGGGAGGCUUUGUUUAUCUAUUUUAAUCCUCUUCUUUUUUCCUGUUAAGCAUCUUUUGAAACGUGUUACUGGCCCAGAGACACCAAGGAUAGGGUGGGAUGCAAAGUUCAACAGCUAGUGCAUCACAUUGCUCCUUUUUUUAUAUAAUUCUGAGUGCUGCAGCAUAACUGUGCCAUGAGAGUAAAGGUGAACAUUUGGAGUACUUUUCUCAGCUUAUAUUUGUGACUAUGUGCAUGCAGUGUGAAUUCUUUCAGUUGUGACUUGGUGGAAAGAAACUGCAGAUUUGGUGGCUUCCAUUUCAAACAAUUUGCUGCUCUCUUAUCUUUCAGUUUACAUUUUUGCCUUCCACAUAAGUGUGCACCACCUCCCAGUUUUAUUGCUACAAGUGUUGGGUGUGUUAAGACGGCUCAGUUUACCACUGAGCCAAAUGGAAGCAGCUGCUUGGAAUCGUAAUAUAGGAGCAUCUGUAUAUGCCAGAAGAAUGCAGUUUAGCACUAUGGUUCACCCCAGAAAUUAUGUGCUCAAAACAACUUGUCUGUUUUGAAUUGCUGCGAAGUCACUUCCCCUACUAUAGAGGGGGUGUGAAUAGGUGGAGAGUUGACACACGACUCUGCAUCUCAAAGACUCCCAAAACAAAAGUGGGAGAGGAACCUGGGAGGCUUUCCUAGCAGAAAGGAUGGAUUGGCAUUCGAAAAUUUGUGAAUUGUCAGAGUGAUCCAUACAAUUGCAUGGAGAUGCGAUACCAGGUCUCCUUUCCAGUGUUUGUUCUGCCAAUUGUACCACUGGAAAAACAAGAGAUCCCAGUGGCACUAACAUUUUACGGCAGCAUGCGCAAUAUGUUCUCAUGGACUGUGGCUACAGAAAAGUUUAGUGGUUGCCGCCUGAUCCUGCUUUCAUCUCUAUUAGAGAACAGAAUACAACAUACAGCAGUCUAGUUUCCAUAGCACUAAUCACACUGAUGCCGUCACAUAUAGAAGAAACCACAAGAGGGCAUGAUGUGGUGACAAUAUAAUGCUAUACCACUGUGCAGUCUCUCACAGCCCACACACCAAAUGCGGGGGAAAGUUAUUCCAACCAAGGCACCAUCUCCGCCCCUUAAACCCAUUUUAUUCCCAUUUUCGUAAAGGAUGAGCUGCAAAGAACAAAUUAGAUAGCACCAAUUAUUCCCCACAUUUAUUAUUUCAGCAUUCUGCUCUGAUGAUGACAUAGUCCAUGCCAUAUUUUAGGCCACAGUCCCAGAGAACGGAAGCAUGCAAGUAAACUGAAGUCCAGCAAGAAUCCCUAAUGAUUCUUGAGUGAUCCAGACCCGCAAGGUGUUGGAAAUUUGGCUUGGUCCAAACUCAGAGUGAGACCAGCCUAACCAGUGGUAAAUCUGUGCUGCUCCACCAGUGUCAAGAAAGCAAAUAGCCACGACAGUGUUCCUUUCUGUAAGGUUGCUUUCUUGACUAUUGCCAGCAUUGCUUUCUAAACCUGUUAGGCUAGUUAAGUGGUCCUGUUCUUAUGCCGAGCUACUGAUUUUUAUCCCAUUGCAUGAUUGAGGCUAGCUUUCCCAUAAAUCUCGUAAGUGUAUGGUUUAAAUUUUAGUGUGCCCCUCCUUUUUUUUUUUUUUUUUUUUGCUGUAACUGGUUUACAGUUCUCUUUAGUCCUACUUGUUGGUUUGUUUGUUCCUGCAUGGCAUUGUGUUCAAAGGGAGUGUUAAAAGCAAUGGAAAGAUGUGAAGGGGCUUUUGUAUUGAAAUGCUAUUCGUCUUUCUGCACCUAGGAUGGUAAGCGGAUGUUUGGUACAUACUUCCGUGUUGGUUUUUAUGGGACUAAAUUUGGAGACCUCGAUGAACAAGAGUUCGUUUACAAGGAACCGGCCAUAACAAAAUUGGCUGAAAUUUCUCAUCGGUUAGAGGUGAGAUGGUCUCAGCAAGUCUAAAAUACAAUCCUGUCGUUACAUGGGCUUUCAGGGAGCUCCCAGUAUGUUUCCAAAUGCAAUUCAAAGUGUUGGUGCUGACCUUUAAAGCUCUCAGCCCUGUAUCCCUGAAGGAGCAUCUCCACCCCCAUUGUUCAGCCCAGACCCUGAAGUCCAGCUCUGAGGGUCUUCUGGCGGUUCCCUCACUGUGAGAAUUGAGGUUACAGGAAACCAGGCAGAGGGCCUUCUUGGUAGUGGCCCUUUCCCUGUGGAAUGCCUUCCCGUCAGAUGUCAAAUAAGUAAAUAAUUACACAACUUUAUGAAGGCAGCCUUGUAUCAGGAAGCUUUUUAUGUUUGAUGUCUUAAUGUGUUGGAGGGCUGGCCAAAGUGGCUGGGGCAACCCAGUUGGAUGGGUGGGGUAUAAGUAAUAAAUAAUUGUAUUUGUAAUUAUAAAAAGAGUCAAGUUCAGGGAUUACUUUAUUCCCUCCCUCUGCAAAAAAACAAACACAAAAAACAACAACCUGUGUUCACCUGACCUGUGGUCCUGUCCACAUAAGCUGUAGCAUUCACAUAUGCAAGACAGCCAUGAAUAGGAUUGUGGCUCAGUGCAUGGGUGAAAAGGACCCUUCAGGCCAAGUAAUUUCCAAUCGUUCACAAAGAGCAAUCAAAGAUAGGAGCCCUGUUUACUUUACUUUUUAAACCUCCACAAGGUAAAUGUAGGCUCAGGUUUAUCUUGUACCAAGAUUAGCCCAGUUCUGAGCCAUGGGGUUGCAUUCAGACAACCAUACCUUGGCUUAAUAAGCUGAGAUGUGAAUGAGCCUCAUGCACCCACAGACAGCUGCUUCACUUUUUGCUAGUCAGGAAGUUUCAGUUAGCUAUAGUUUCCCCUUACAACUGGGAACUGAUGUUUUCGAGCUUCUAAACAAGCCAGAAUAGAAAGCCUUGGUUUAACAUUGGCUUAGGACCCUGGCAUGUUUAGGAGUCAUUGACUAUAGUUUCCCAGCUUGAACUGAGAGUUAUAUAUAUAGUUUAUUAACCGCAGUUAAUUAAGACUAAAUCGUUACACUCAUGAAUGAAAGAACAAAACAGCUGCAGUCGGGGAACAAAGCUCACUCAUAUCUUGGCUUAGUGUCUGCUUUGGUGUGUAAUGUGUGGUCUUUUAAACUUGUUUUGCUGCACAUACUGUCCAGCGUAUGAUAAAAUGAUGGGAUGUUUCCACAUUGACAAAAUACUUUUAGGCAGACUCCCCCCCCCCACGUUAUUAUUUUUCCUCCCCCCCCCCAAAAAAAAAUAAAUGUUCCCCAAAGUUAUGCAGGCAUAGUCCACACCACAGGCACAGUCCUAACUAUUUUUCAUGUGAUUCUGCUAACAUUGUGUGAAACCCUUCCUUUAAAACUUUGCUCCAGAUUGUACAUUAUAAUAUCUUGUUGAUAAUUUUCAGGGUUUUUACGGAGAAAGGUUUGGUGAAGAUGUUGUUGAAGUAAUUAAGGACUCUAACCCUGUCGACAAAUGUAAAUUAGAUGCCAACAAGGUAAGAAGCUAAAAAUAAGUAUCAAGUUGGACAUUCCUGUAUCUGGUGUGAGAAGUGCCCUUGUUCCUGGCUUGUGCAUGGCUACAUACUAUGGUUCCAGAAAAUAAAUUGAGUGGCUAAAAUGAUGCUGCACCAGGGCCAUUUAUCUCAGGAUCUCCCUGACCUUAUCCACACGCCUCUCUCAAUCUAGAUACAGGUAGCAGGUAGCAGUUUUUAGACAAUUCUGGUAUAGAAUAUAAUUGAUGUAUUGUAUCACUUCAUACUUAUUUUCACCAGGGAGACUGGGGCAAGAGUUGUCUGCUUUCACCUACUUUUGUAUCUUUUCAACUGGCUCUGAGAUAUAAGUUCAGAGUGCGGAGGACAAAAUGGCAGCAAGCUUGUGCUUUCCACUGGUGUGGGCCUCGUUCUGUCUCUUGGUUAAUGCCCCUCGCUGCUCACUCACAAACAUAAAAAUUCUGCAGCAGGAGCAGCGUCAUGAGUGAAUGAGGGCCAUGCGCGGUUGCUAAUUGGCUGGUGACUAUUCUGCAGUGUAUUCCUACUAGUCUGUUUUUCUGCCCCAGGCCUAUAUACAGAUAACUUAUGUGGAGCCUUACUUUGACACAUACGAAAUGAAGGACCGGAUAACCUAUUUUGACAAAAACUACAACUUGCGGCGAUUCAUGUACUGUACACCCUUCACGUUGGAUGGCAGAGCUCAUGGUGAGCUGCAUGAACAGUUCAAGAGGAAGACCAUCCUCACGACAUCACAUGCAUUCCCUUACAUUAAAACCCGGAUUAAUGUUAUUCACAAGGAGGAGGUGAGCCCUGAACAGUGAUGGUAACUGUAAAUUUAAGAGGGAGAAAUGCCAGAAAUAGAGGGGGAAUGAUUAACAUAAAAAAAUAAUGCGCUCAGUAAAGUUUCAGCUUGCUGAUUAUUGAUUGGCAUGUGUUUUAGAUGCAUUUACAAAGCUGCUUUUACUGCAAAAGCCUGAGAGGAGGAGCUUUUAUUUCAGGUGUCAGGUUUUGAUACUGAUGAUUACUAUUGCUGGAAAACUGCUCUAAUUUUUUCAGUAGUACUUUGCAUCUAGCAACUGGGAAAAAGAAAAAUCCACACACCUGUAUAGCACAGUUGGUUACAUUAUGGUGCUGAUAACACAAAGGUUGCAGGUUUGAUCCCUGCAUGAUAUGGAACAGUUGCAUAUUCCUGCAUUGCAGGAGGUUGGACUAGAUGAUCCUCAGUGUCCCUUCCAACUCUACAAUUCUAUGAUUCUCCCUUUCCUUAUUUAUGAGUCUAAAUUAAAUUUUCUUGUAAUCACAGUGAAAAGAGAAGCCCCUGAUGUUCUUCUUAAAUUUUCCUGUGUUCGUUUCCUUAGAUCAUUUUGACACCAAUUGAAGUCGCCAUUGAGGAUAUGCAAAAGAAAACCCAAGAGUUGGCUUUUGCAACACAUCAAGAUCCAGCAGAUCCCAAAAUGCUCCAGAUGGUGCUUCAAGGUUCAGUAGGCACAACGGUAAAUCAGGUAAGGAUACAGAACUUGUAGGCCCUGUCAGUGUAUUGAUCACAAAGGUCCAUGAGUACAACCAUCAAGACUUGCUUAUUUUAAAAAACGUUGUCAAAAAUGGGUUCUGACUAUAUAUUGCAUAUAAACAGUAAUAAUAGUGUGUGUGUGUGUGUGUGUGUGUGUGUGUGUGUGUGUGUAUAUAUAUAUAUAUAUAUAUAUAUAUAUAUAACUUGUUUUGUAUCGAAGAACUAAGAGGACAGUAUUAUUGAAGUAAUGGCUAACAGAGUAUGUGCAAAUGCAAGUAAUUUGAGUAUGUAGAAGCACAUUUGCCGAGUUUUACUCUCUGAAGCAAAGUGGUUCUGUGAGUUAACAGCAGAAGCAAGAGGUGGACACUUUUGAUUGAAUGGAACAUGUGAUGUAAUAAUCUCCCCUUCCCAGGAUAGAACAUCUCUAAAAAACGAUUCACUUUUUUUUUUUUAAAGGCAGACAUUUCACUGAAUAGUAGUACAUAAUACAUGUUUGCUCCGAAGAAAACCCUAUUGAGUUCAGUGGGACUUAUUCCUAGGUAAACAUGUAUAUGUGAUACCUAAAAACUAGAGGUCAGUGCCCACCAACAAGUAGGGGUAGGUGUCAGACCGAAUCAGUAUUUGAAUCUUUGCUAAGUUCAACUGCAUUGUGUGGAGGGAGCCACAAAUAUUUCAUGAGAGUGUGGUGGGUCCUAAUUUGAGAUCUGUUUGUUUGCAUCCUUAGAGCUGUUAUAGGCAACAUUUGAAAGCAAUCCUUGUGCAGCUCUGCCUUCUCCUUGACAGUUGCAUAAAUGUCAACGUAGAUAGGAAGAGAAGGGAGGUUGUGGAGUGUGGUCCUAGUGGGGAGACAGCCUAAAUAAAUUCUGUGGAGUCUUCCAUGUAUGUGAAAUGAUUCCAGUAGCCAGCCCUGCAGAAGUAUCUCACUACCUGCCUCCUCUUAGAUUGGCUAAGAAGUUAGAUUGGCUUCAACCAGAGCCAGGGCCUUUUCAACUCUGGCUCCGGCCUGGUGAAACGCUCUGCCUCAUGAGACCAGGGCCCUGCAAGAUCUGAUUUCUUUCCGCAGGGCCUGUAAGACAGAGUUGUUCCGCCUGGCCUUUGGCUUGGAGCCAAUUUGAUUCCCUCCCUCUUUCUUUUUUCCUUUCCUUCUCCUCCUGCGAUGAGGCUACAUUUUAAUAUUUUAAUGUUGUAUUUUAAUUUUGUUUUUAAGUUGUAAUCAUUCAACUUGUUUUUAUUAUUGCUUGUAAGCCGCUCUGAGCCUGGCCUUGGCUGGGGAGGGCGGGGUAUAAAUAAAAAUUAUUAUUAUUAUUAUUAUUAUUAUUAUUAUUCUUUAAAGGGACCACUAGAGGUUGCACAGGUUUUCUUAUCAGAGAUACCCAACGAUCCUAAGCUCUUCCGUCACCAUAAUAAACUACGGCUUUGUUUCAAAGACUUCACAAAAAGGUAUUGUGUUUCAAUUAACAUCUCUUUUUUCCCAUUUUAAUUGUCCUAAAAAAGAUCAUGAUAGAUAUGUUGAUCAAUUGUCUUCUGGUGGGUCUGAUUACUUACUUUAGUCCCUUCUCACCAUGCAGCCCCAAUGUACAGUUGUACAUCAGAAGUCGAACAGAAUCCGUUCCAGAAGUCCAUUCGACUUCCAAAACAUUUGGAAACCAAGGCAUGGCUUUCGAUUGGCUGCAGGAAGCUUCUGCAGCCAAUCGGAAGCCACGUCGGACAUUCAGGUUCCAAAAGAAUGUUCGCAAACUGGAACACUCACUUCCGGGUUUGCGGCGUUCAGGAGCCAAAACGUUCCGAGUUGCAAGGCGUUCAACUUCCAAGAUACUGUAUAUUGCUUCUUAAUUCAUUUCUGCGUAAUUUAGAAAAUUCCUUGAAACUUUAUCCUACAUUCCUCAAAAAUGCACUACUAAGGCGUGCAACAGAUUUGGCAUUAUUAGGUGGCACUGAUGUUCUUCCAGCACGUCUUGGCCUUGAUCCAUGAAUGCUGACGCACUUCUGCAUCCUUUCAGGAGCAGUCCCCUUUUUUCUUUUCUAAACAAGGGGCAUUUUGUACAUGUACGGUGAGAUUUUCCUGCUGUUAAACAAGGAAACACAGAAAACCUCACAGUGCUUUGUAUUUACCUUUUAUAUACAUGUUGGAGAAUCAUGUAUAGCCAGCUGCUUUGGUACAGAAGCAGUAGUUUCAUUUCUUUUUAAAUGCUGUUAGACAGCUUUAGAGAAAUCAGAUUUCUAGGAUGACUUGUCGGAGACAUCUACUCCAAGAAGCAGAAAGACUGAUGUUUUAUUGUGUGAAAGCCAAUUUUGGCAUUGCGGUCACGCUGUGUUGGAAGUUUCGGAUGUUUCCAAAUAAUGUGCAAUUAGUGUUGUGACCCAAGGAGUGUACGCAAAGGAGACAGAUACAAUGCUGCUGGCUGGCUCCAAGAGGGUAGACUAUGGUCACUUUCCUAUUGUCUGAAUUUUUUUGUUUUCUAGGUGUGAAGAUGCACUGCGCAAGAACAAGAGCCUGAUUGGUCCAGACCAAAAAGAGUAUCAGCGAGAGCUUGAAAGAAAUUACCACCGUCUCAAGGAAGCACUUCAGCCUCUGAUCAAUAGAAAAAUUCCCCAGUUAUACAAGACGGUUCUUCCUGCUGCUUGCCACAGGUAAUUCUUAUAUAUGUUAACAUCGCUUGUUAAUGUUUCUUUAAAAGGUCUCCUGGAUAGGAAAAGUACAUGGGAAGGCAAAUUGAAAAUUCCUAUCUGUAGUGAUAUAAAAUCCUUACAAUUACUUUACUAACACCCCUAUAUCUGUGGCCCCAAGCCCUGUUUCUCACACUUCAGAAGACCAGAGCCCUGAGAUAGGCGACUAGUUAAUUUUAUAGCUGCGUAUGCAAACACUUUGUGUAGCAGAAUAUUACUCACCACCAGACUCUGGCGUUCGGCUUGGGAAGUAGCUUAUCUCACUGUUUUUUCCUCCCCAGAGACUCCUUCAGCAGAAUGAGCCUUCGCAAAAUGGACAUCUGAGCACCUUAAAAUACACUUAAGAAUUUUAAGGUAUUGAACAAACGAGUGCAGUGUCAUCAACACCGGGAAUUUUUAAUAAGUUUUAUUUGGAAAUAAAACUUUGGACUUUGUUCAGGACACCAUGCACACAUUUUACCAAUUUACAUGGAAGUGUUAAGUGGCCAAAUUUCCCUUCUGAAUUAUUAUAUAGACUUCAAACCUUUUUUAACCCCAUGGCAACAGUAUACAAACUACUGGUGAGACUGUAAACACAACUGUUUUUUAAGACAUUUUUUAAUAUUCAGAGGUACUCCAAAUGCAUCAACCAUUAUUUAUAGUAUUCUUUAAUGUUAAAUUUGUUUUUGUUUUAGUUCAUAUAUUUAUUUUAUAUUAGGAGCAUUUGCAAAUGCAUUUAAACCAUUUUUAAUGCAGUGUUUCUUUUAAUGGUACCAUUAAAUAUUUGAAUGUUUACACUUU
Molecule: messenger RNA, 48515 nt
Organism: Podarcis lilfordi (Lilford's wall lizard)
Lineage: Eukaryota; Metazoa; Chordata; Lepidosauria; Squamata; Lacertidae
Source: the annotation of a GenBank genome assembly